Messenger RNA from Xyrichtys novacula (pearly razorfish), 85159 nucleotides. NCBI's taxonomy places the organism in Eukaryota, Metazoa, Chordata, Actinopteri, Labriformes, Labridae. The record is from the annotation of a GenBank genome assembly.
GCCUGUCGCUCUCCACCAAUAGGAAGAGUUCUUUUGUCUUUGGGGCGGGUCCUCGUUGUCAGCAGGUUAGACUGCGCACUGCGCUCAGACAACUUGAUACAGAGUAACAGUAAAUCAGACAGAGCAGCUCCUCCAGCUCCAGCAGUGAAAUUGUAACCCUGUUGCAAGUAUUUUUGGCCGCAGAUAGGACCGAGUGAGAUCAUUGCGGUCUCUUUCUUCGGAUAGACUCAAGAGUUGUUCGGCAAGAGCAACGCAGGGACCGUUUUCAGUCUCAUUUCUGCUAUAUCUCAAUAUUAUAUCACACUGGAAAUGUCCGAAAACAAGCCGAAUGAUGAACCGAAGUUAUCUACGACGGACAGGGUGGUGAAAUGUAAGUGUAUUUUAUUUUAAUGCCCGACUGUAACCAGACGUGAGCUCGGCUCUUACUCUGGGCAGCAGACUUGAAGGAAGCGCAGUCGUUGCAGCAGCAGCAGCAGCAGCAACAGCAGGGAGCUGUAAAUGUUGUCGAAAUUUGUUUGCUGGCUAUGGAGGAAGAAGGGUGUUAGCCGAGCUAUGACAGCAGCUGUAAACUAGGAAGUGAGGGUAACUCCACUUCGUAGACCCGAGCGAGAAUUUUUCGAGGGUUUUCUCUUAUUCUCCCAGCGGGGCGUGAUAUAGCCGCCUGUCUAUAUGUGCACUGUUUUCAUUAGCAACGAUCAUUUUGUGUGCACAAUGCUUUACAAUAUGCAUGCAGAUAUUGCACAACCAAUGCAACCCGAGAGCGAUUUUCCCUCAUUUUGCAUGCAUCACCAAGCAUACUUCACCAAGGCUUCAUUUUUUUUUACACCAUUGCAUAAUACUACUUGAUGUCGCCUAUGUUUUGUAAUCUAACAUUUGGUUCAUCGUGUGCUCUUUGCCAUAUGGGUUGGCUCUUCCUGCCUACUGUGUUAACAGGUCUGACAUUCCACCUUUGCAGUCUACCAUAAGAACGCAAUAAAGAUCAUAAUCGAGACGACCUACCCCUUGAACAAGGACUAGGAGCAAAUGUAGCCUGCCCAGUUUUAUGUCAGUUGACAUUUCACGUUGACUUGAAGGUAUUGCUCCAGUUUAGUUGCAGUAGAAAAAGCUUUACGCCAGUCUAGGUGAAGUCUCUCAUGUUGGGAGACCUUUUCACAGCACAUAUAUUCCAGCACUAGUUGCAACCAUUAUCCUCUGCAUCCCACUAAGGAAUUGUUGAGUAAUUUUAUUCAGGAUUAGAUGCAGGGGUUCAAUCGGUUGAAAUGAUUAGAUCAUGGGUGACGAUUAAACAUUAGGAUUUAGUAGGGAAAAGGCAGCGCUACAGUGUUCAAAAGAGCAUGACUGGGAUCGUUUACUGUAUUAAAGGCAAGCCCGAGGUCCGGCUUGUUAAGCUCUAUGGCAAACAUAGUUCCACUCCAGUGCUUCCUUGGGCUUAGCUUGUACCAUUUGACAAACGAUUAACCAAAUGAUAACUGGAAUAAUUUCUUUUUCUGCAGAGGUAAACACUUGUGAAGGGGCCACAUUCUGCUCCGAAGCAGGGUUGAAUGUUAAAAGAGAGCCACACCAUGUCAUGGGUGCUUGUGUGAUGAAUUUUUCAAGAGAUCAUCCCCCUACAGUCUCCUCCAACUUGAAGGGUAAUGAAAAAUAGAUAUGACAAGUAUGGGUUUUUGAAGAGAUUUAACAAUAUCACUAGGGGGACUUGGCCGGUUGCGGCAUGUGGAUCUGAAACUAGGGAUGCCAUCAUAUUACACGUCUCAAUCCUGCAUUUUCACUAGUAUCCUCCUUGACUGCUAAGUGACGGUCUGCUGUGGUCUUAAUCAGGUUAAAACGUAUUGAUUAGUCAUUAGCGAGGCGUGCGUAAGAGAAUCUGAGAGCCUGGUUUCUAGGGCUCGCUCCUAAACCCGAUGUGGAGAUCAACAAAGUAAUUGAACCCAUUAUUCAUUCAUCAAGUUUCAAGAAGUCAGUGUUUUGGUAAUGCAUCAGUAUUAUGACAACAUGGACACUGGCUGUGUACAAAGCACCACUCCAAAAUAACUGCAGGCUAUAGGUGUGAAGUAAUUUGUUUUCAGCCACCUAGUUUGCCCUGCUACGAGGUGUCAGUCCAACUUAUCAUAAGUGCUUUGCGUCCACCUGUUUUCAAAAUGCAUUAUCAUAAUGCUCCUGAAUGCUGCUGCCGCAUAGUAAUUACUCAUAGGAGUUUAAUCAGCUGAGGCAGGAGAAGUUGCAUAAUUUUCAUCGUGUUUUUAUCCCUGACAGAAAGAAACUGGAAUAAAUGAGCAAUUUCCAGUAUGCGGACGUUAACUUUAAUGAACUCCAUCAGUUGUGUGUUAGUCAGCUGUGUGUUUUAUUGUUGAAUCAUGCCCAUUGACAGACUGUUGCAGCUGCUGUGUGUUGAUCUAGAAAGCACUACCUGGUUAUACAGGAUUUCAUUGAGCAUGAAGAUGUGAUCUAAAUCAGUGGUUCUCAACUGGUCUCACUCUGGGACCCACAUUUUCCCAUUCUCCUUAAGUCACGACCCACUUUUAUAGAAUUCAAACCAAGCAAAUUAAUUUUUUUAUAAAAGAAAACCUUCAAAUACCCUAAUCUUUAACAUAAAUCCACCUGUUUCAUUGAGUAAAGUGCAUUUCAGAGCACAUAAAGGGGACAUCAUGAGGAUUUUGCAUUAAAUAUUUACUUUUUGACCAGCUGUUCGUGACCCAUCCAGAUCCACCAGUUGAAAUCCACUGAUCUAAAUGGUUAUACUGAUUUGUUUUGUGAGAUUUUGUGGUAGGUUGUUUUUGCUUCUUAAUGGCCGCAUCUAAAAAAAACUGUUUUGUGUGAUUGAUCAGCCUGUCAAAUGGUUUAUGGUCCUUGAAAUGUCAGGAGAAAGCUUCAAAAUUCACUGCGGCGCAAGGUACACCCCAUCCCAAGGUAAAAAUAAUUAAAUUUAAUAGGUCAAUCAAUAUUUAAUCACAUAAAAGAACAAAAUUACAUUUCUUUUGACUCAUUAACAGCAUUGUUUUCCACCCCAAUCAGCUAUUGUUAUGCACAUCUUAUUAAGCAAGUGCAUUAAAAAACCAUAUGGAGUGUUUGCAGCUUCUGUAGUGUUAGAAAAUGGAUUUAGUGUGAAAAACUAGCCCAGGAAAUGAAUGUAGUGGCAAAAUCUUUCUCCGUAGUUGUAUACUGAAUGAUAUCUUGCACUAGAGCUACCCUCAGUUAGAUCUAAAAUAAAUAAACAGCUGUUAAUGUGGUCGUCAUGGUGCAAUCAUGACGACAGUCGUGCUCCAAAGCAAAGCGAGCUCAGUAAUGGUGUUUUUCCGUCACCAGCUCAGAAGCAGGGCCUCCAAGCCCCCGAUGCGGCCCGGGUCCUUCUCUAUGAGUGGGGAUGGAUAACAUCUGACAUUUGACUUUUGAGGAGAGGCCCCCGUGCUCAGACAUGCGUAGGUUGGAGAUGGCGGUGGUGACAGCGGCGCAAUGCCAGCCACUGAUCCCAGCUGGAUAGCGGAGUCAUUUAUAGAACAGAACAUUAAGUAAUGCCUCAUACUUGAUCCUUGCCUUACAUGUGAUCACCUGCAUACAUUUCUGCCUCAUGGUCGUCGUCUGACAUGCGUGCCAUUGUGGUGUGUGUCUAUUUUAUCAGGCGCGUGCACUGGCUAAUACAGAGACAUAAAAAUUACCAUUAAUCAGAAUCUGUCCUUAGGGUGUUGUUAUGUUCAGUAAUAUUUCCUCAUUAGCAUGCAAUAACCAUUAGCUUUUUUGCAUGAGAAUACAAUUACAAAGGGAAAUUUUUGUGAUUUAAUGACUGCCGAGGUGGUUUGUGGUUUAAAUCUUGUUAUUUGUAAAGUCAAAGCUUCUUAGAAAAACUGACGGGUUAUGAUUGAGUCAGAAGUCCCUUAGAGUCUCGAGAUUUUGGCGUAUCAAACUAUUAGUUCUUACACCAAUCUGAAGUUUGGUUUUUGUUUCCUUCAGGCAUUGUCACAAAUAAUUUUGUUUGACUGCAAGUCCUACAGAGCCAGAUCUAUCUCCAAACUUAAUGUUAGCAUCUUGUCAGCACCUAAGGGUGAUUUUUUUUCAAAAGAUUAUAAAUCGGCAGCAAAGACAAAAACACUGAACAUAUGUCUCUUGCAGUUCACCUUUGGGCCUCCUUCAAUAACCCAAAUCCUGUCAUGGUCAGCACAUGGGGUCUCUUUUUUUCUUUUUUCUUUGUGUGGAAAAAUUAUGUUGACAAUCACAGUAAGAGAAAAUGUGCCAUGUAAAAAGCAGUAUUUUAGUUGUUUUUCCAGCCUUGUGUACACACUCUUCAUCCAGUGAGUCAGGCUUUUUGAUGAUAAACCAGCAGACACUUGAACUGAUGCUCAGUACUUACUCUUCAUGUCAUCUGAACAAGCUUUCCAGCUGCAGUACGACAGACCAAAGAGCAACAUUGACUCCACCUUCUCAUAUCUGUUUUUUUUUAAACUCCCUCUGUCAGACGCUCAGUUUUAAAGGUUUAUGCUUGUUACUCUGUGGAAAAGAGAUACAACGCUUUAGAUAACUGAUAAAUAUUUUCAUUUAUUUUUGGAUCAAUUAUCUUUGGUCGUUGCAAUGGAAUUCCACUAACUGCCUCUUUCUGUUGGCGUACAAAGACGCCGUAUAUUGCAGCAGAAUCGGGGAGCUUUUCCGCCACUUGAGUCAGUAUCUUCAAAGAGAUGGAAAAGAAAGCAAAAUGAUCAUGUGUUUAGUAUGACUACAGAAAAAAUUAUCCCACAUAUGAACCACUCUUUGUGUCGUAAAACCUCAUUUGAAAUGAACAAAUACUUCCCCACAAUUAUUUUCAUGAUAACUCCUGAUGCUCAAAGAUUAGAGAGGUUAUCAUGCCUUUUCACUGGGCUUAUUUAUCUCCCAUUCAUCUGCUAUGACCACAAAAAAUAAAUAAUGAACAGUGUUAUUGACAGAAUGUUAUUAUUAGCUAGGGUGACCAUAUUCUGACGUCCUAAAAGGAGGACACAACUACGCAGGAAUGGAGUCACAGAGUCGCACAAAGUUAAUUUUGAGAGUUUUUCGGGUUGGAUCGAGUGUCUUCUGACUCAGUAAAUCCACUGACACAAAAUCGAAACUUAACAUACAAAACCGCAUACAUUUAAAGGAUUUUAUAGACUUUCACGGACAAACCCAGACAGCCACCAAAAAAGACGACUUGAACGUAUAAAAGGGGAUGUAUGGUCACCCUACAUUAGCUACAGGGCUUCAGUUACAGCAAUACGGAUUUAAAAAAAAAAAAAUACAAAGCUAGUAACAUCACAGAUGAAAGUAUAACGAGUAUGUGGCUGACAGCUGUCUCUGUGAUUAAGAGCACCUGUAAUUAAUUAAGCCUCUGAUUGGCCAGGUGGUUGACCUGUGAGCAAUAAGCGCUUGAUCCGCAGCACUGAAGUUGGUACUCGAACAGCAAACUGUCAAUACAAACCCCAUUCAAGUUGAAAUAUCUUCAGAAAUCAUGACGACAAGUAUGAUUAAUAGUGCAGCCUCAUGCCAUUAUCUAAAGCACUUCAUAUAGUAGUUUGCUGAAUGGCCAAGCUUUUAUCAGAUGGAUUUAAUAGAUGUCAGGCUCCAAUAAUGCACUUUUAAGAUUUGAAUAAAGUGCAAGGCUACAGCUUGAACUUAUCACAACAUGAAAAUGUUCCCCCUAAUGUAACCCAUUGCCUUCAGGGGUGUUGAAUUUCCGCAUUUCUGCAGCUUUGCAUGUGCAGAAACAGGGUCCAGCCACCUCAUCCUCUGCGCUAUUGACAGCGGUCCACUAACGCAGCUCAACCGGGAAAUGUCACAUUCAGCAGAAAGAGCAAGAAAAUAACCAAACGUGAUCAAAGCCCGUCAUGUUUCUGCUCGCCUCAUCUACUGAAGAUUCAUAUGGCGCUUUUUGAUAACACGUGACAUCAUGGCACAGUAGGGAGGGAAGACCUGUGCUACCUCUGUUGUGAUGCGAUGCUCAGAUACGCAGUCUGUGGUACUCUCAACCUGAGUAAGUGCACCUUUACCGCUCAUUAGAUUAGAGAGGAAUUAGGCUCUGUUGUGGAUUUAGGGCACAGCAAAGCGGCGGAUUUGGACAGAUUAAGCUCCAUAUAGGGGGAUAAAGACGGCUCUGCUCAGAUGUUGUAAUCUGACUCCAUGCAUUAGCUGCUGCUCUUGCCAAUUCAUGUGAACAAAUGGACGUUAGGUCUUGAUAAAGGAAUAGGGGGAGAAUAACUGUUUACCUACCUUAGCAUUAUGAGAUUGUUGCUGAGCUUAUGAGCACAGUUUGUGGAUUUGUGAACCUUUGCCCUCACUGUGGAUACAUUUGAUCUUUCAUAGUUUGGUAGCUUGGAUUGAGUUGAACUGUGACUUUGUACCAUAAAAGCUCUUUAAAAGGUGACGCCCAUUCUUCACACUUCCCUUUUCAAACACCAAAAGACCCAUUUUGUCCGGACCAAAUAGAAAAAUUCUGCUCUUUAUCGCCUGUGUCCUCAGCACACAUCUGAAAGCCAUAGAUCAUAACGUUGCUCUAUUGUAUUUGGUAAAAAAUCAGCCACCAUACAAACACGCCCUCAGCGUUUCCCAUUUCAUGGCUGGCAGACACAAACACAUGGUCCCUUUGUCAGCCGCAGCGGCGUACAAAAGCCAUUUUGGAACAGAGACAGGAGUUGUGUGUCAUCAGAUCACUCUCUGAGGCUGGUCGCAGCACACUCCCAAAUCAAUCAAUACACUGUCUACAACACAUGUAGCUACAUAUUGGGCAGGCUGUACAGCGAGUAUGGGGGAGGAGAGGCUAACCCAGUGAACUGGGAGCAACUGGGUUGCUGGGUUACAUUAGAGGCCAGUAGAGUAGUAAAUCUGCUUUCUCACCUCAGGACGUGCUCAGAGGGAGGGCUGAGUGGACAGGCAGCAGAGGAAGGGGAUUUUUGGGAGCAGAGUGUUCACACUUACGCACAUAUGCACUAAAUACACAAUAUGGGUCAGUUUUAAUGAAUUUAAUUAAAGAUGCAGACUUUUUAAAAAUACUUCAGAUAUAAAAAAAAAACAAACAAAAAAACAUCUGUCAUUGGAGCGAAGCCAAAUACUGUUUUGCAAAUAUGUGAGCAACUGUUUGUCAUGCUCUGCAAAUAGACGGCUUAAUAGAGACACAAUCCAAUCAACAACUCAAGUGAUUUGACUCAGGAUAUUGCGUCUAUUUCAGCAUCAUUAUUUGACACCAUUAAGUACAAUCAAGCUUCAUAUCCUUUCAUCCUUUCUGCUUUCCUUGUAACGUUUUUACUGUAUAUUUUUACCAUCAUGUUGCUGGGUAAAUUACACAAACAUACUGGUUAAGACACUUACGCAACAACAGCAAGAAAACAUUUGGCUUAACAUAGGAUUAGAGUAAACAUUGACUAGCUUUUUUUGCUUAUAGUGCCUAACAUUAGCAGAGCUAGCACCACCAGCCUUCUGUUGUUCUUGCAAGUUAAUAUCUGCAUGUCUGAGUUUUGUAGAUCAAAAUAUUACCAAUCCCUACUGUGCUGCUGAUGCUACCUGGGCUUGUUUACAUCUGGGUUGUUGAGCAUUUUAGCAUUGUGGCUCUAACUGGCAAGUGACAGGUGGUUAUAACAGCAUGCAGGGCCUAAAAUAGAAAAUACAUUAAUAGUUUGUUUAACCUACUUUCGAAUCUAGAGCGAGAGGAACAAUGUUAAGUCAUGGUUACCUAAAUGAGAGCUUACCUAACAAUGCUUGUUAGCGACUUGAGAUUAAUGCACUCAAUCUAGCAUUUUUAAAUUUGCUAGUUAGCCAACUGACCACAGAUAAAGCCAGGGAAGUCGGCCUGUUGAAAUACCCCCUCAACUUUAGAGAAGAUUUCUCCUUUUUUGGGGGGGAUUUUAUAGUGUGGUCAUUUUCUGACACAUCUUGUUCUGUUACAGUUAGAACGUAGACUGUAUAUUGUAUGGACACUGUGGCUCCGCCCCUCCUAAUUAUACGAAUUCAGUGCCAAACGGCACAAACCAGUCUUACAAUAACUACAUGGUAACAUAGCAACUGGUUGGAAAAAAUCUACAUUCCGUCUAAUUAAUUUCGACAUGGAAUUUCCACAGCUCCAUUUAUUUUUCUGGUGGAGGCGGGGUUUAUAACCUAUACUGCAGCCAGUCACCAGAGGGUGCUGUUCUUGCGGUGGCUUGGCAGAUGAUGUACAUUUUACAUACAGUCUAUAGCAAGAAACCGAAAAGAGUAAGGAUAUGAAACUUGAAGGAUCUCAUAGUUGCUCUAUUCAUCUACAUAGCUGUUUUAAGAAAUACAUCGUCAGCUCUGUUAAUUUUUGCUUUAUAACACCCAGUAAGAUAAUAAAUGCAUCAUAGUUUUCACCAUUAUGAUGAAUUAUUCCUUCUCAUUGUAGAUUGAUACAAUAAAAUCUGCAUAAUUAAUAAUAGGAGCAUCUGUGGUAGGUAAUUCACAAUCCUUGCACCCCUUGCUUUCUCAUCAGCCAAAGAAUCACAGCCCGUUCAUAUUUUAAAUUGCCACAAUAUUUACCCAACCCCAGCCCACAGGUAUGCACACACACACACACACACCUAAAACCGCAUCCUAAAUGUGAAACCAUUUUAGCACCACUGAAUAAUGCUUUAUACCUUCAAAAUAAAAGCUUUCCACAGGAGCGUUUAUAACUGGGACAAACCUCCUCUGCGUGAACACACAGUACUCUGGCUGUCAUACUUGUCUUCAUUAAAAAGAGAAGGAUCUCGCUGUUAAAAGCAUACCUAUAUGCUAAAUGGGAGGCUUUGUCUUGGUGGAUUGAGACAAGCCCCUGCAUGCUGCUGUGUGACAGAUGCAAACACAGACACACACUCUCCUGUGUUGUUCCAGGCGGUCGUUUGUAUUUAAAUAUGGGUGAAAUGAGUAAAGCCAUCUGCGGGCUGCCUGUAAACGGCAGAUUAGUAAGCAGGGAAAAGUCACCGCAGGGGGAGGGAUGUUGUAACUCUUGUGUUGGCUCAUUGCCUCGGUGCAUAUUAAGGGGGGGUUGACAUGGGCAGGGUGCUCAGUAUCUCAUGGUAACAGUCUAGUCGAGAUUGCCUCUUCCCUGCUAUCAUGUAGGCAUCGGUACUUGUUGACACCCACACACACACACACACACACACACACACACACAUACACACACACACACAUUGAGGCUGAUGCUAAUGCAACCUGUUCCUAUGAAGAACUGAUGAAUAUGCAGAUUUUUAUUCAUUUUCAGUGCUUGAGCUUGUUUUUCAGGGAACAUGCAAGAAACGUACAACCUGUACGCUGUAUCCAACAUGGAGAGAUAAAGUCAAGCCUAAGCCUUCAGGGAGUUAGUUAUUAUGAACUUAUUGUGCUGCUUCAUGUCAGCACAUCCCAAACGCUGAUAGUGAAACGGGUGUACAAUAGCUCCAGAAAAAAAAAGUUCUUGCAAGACGAUCUUAUAAUGAUACAUUCUGAUAUCUAAUGAACUAAAGAGUACAAAUUUUGGCCUUGCAAUUUGAGUGGGCAGUGCACCCCAUGUGCUGUGGCUGUAGUCCUUGUUGUAGCAGUUGCUGGUUUGCUGCAUGUCAUUCCCCACUCUCUACUCCCACAUUUCCUGUCUCUCUUUGGGCAUCUUAUCUCUCUUAGACAUAAAAACAGCGUUCCAAAACAGCGUUAAAAGAAGAUACAUUUAAAAAUAUGUGAACUUUUUUUUUAUAUGAGCUAAUAUGACUAUUCCUAAACCAGUUACAGUCUUAACCACUAACUACAGAUGGCUCGAUUACAGCCCGCUCUCAUUCAUGACAUGUGAACGCUGAUGCAACUCUCUUGCAACAUGCUGUGUGUAACAUGCAGGAAUGCAUUUCCAACUGAUUGUCAAUAGAGUGGGCAGUAAGUAUCAAACAUUAUCCAGUUGUCUUCUUUUAAUUAUCUUGCUGCCAACUUUUCUUCAGCCCCUGUGAGGUCGUGACGCAGUGAGGGAAACUGUAUCCAUAAUUGUAUCACACAAGUCAGGCAGCUGUAGCAGUAUUUUGUCCCUUCCCCACACUUGAGUGUCUCGUAUGUAUUUCUAAAAUAUCAAAGAUUUAUGCAAGGAUUUUAUUUUUUUGCUGGAUCAGGUCAAUGAUUUGGUAAAAUGCAGAAUUUGAGGUAAGAUAUGUUUAGAUGUUGCCAUAGUCAACACGGUCUAAGGUCCACCAAGAGAUUUAAAGUAGGGAUGCACCGAUCCACAUUUUUUCGCAUCUGAUCCGAUCUUGAUUCCUGAAUUUGGACAUCUGCUGAUACCGAUAAUAUUCUGAUACCAGAGCUCUGUUAACUUUACCAUCAUUGCCAGUAGAUUCUUGCCAGUAGACUGACUGGCAAGAAUCGCUUGUACAGUCAUUUCAGCAGACAAAGUUAAAGCAAAGUCAUGACUCAUGGAUUGGGAGUUUUCGCUGGUAAGAUCGGGAUCGUCCGAUCCAUGAAUUACAUUGGUAUUGAAACCCGAUACUGGAUCAGAUCGGCCCCAUCCCUAAUUUAAGGCGCUUCAUUCUUCCAUCUGACGCUCAUGAUCACUUGUCCAGUCAUUUCAGCAGACAAAAUUAAAGCAACGGCGUGACUUAUGGAUUGGGAGUUUUCGCUGGUUAGAUCGGAAAUGUCCGAUCAAGGAACUACGUCGGUAUCGGAACCCGAUACUGAAUCAGAUUAGCCACAUCCCUAAUUUAAAGCGCUCCAUUCUUCCAUCUGAAGCUUUAUGAAGAUACAGGUUUCCUUUUCCAGCAGGACCAGUACUUGCCCACAGCGCCAAAACUACCAGAAACUAGUUUGCUGACCAUGGUAUCACUGUGCUUGACUGCCAAGCCAUCAGAGAAUCUUAGGGGUUAAGUGUCAAGAAAAAGGUAAAAGACACCAAAACCAACAAUAGAGAACUAUUAAAUCAACCUGGGCAGAGCCACAGAGGGAUUGCCUCCAUGCUACGUCGCACUGAUGGAGUAAUUCAAGCAAAAGGAUCUCCAACCAAGUACUGAGUGCAUCAGUGAACAUAAUUUUACCAAGGGUUGACAUAUCUGUAUGUAUACUUCCUUUUUGGGUUGGUAUUUUUUAUAUUCUAAGGUUUUGAGGGUAGUAGAUCUUUGAUUGUCAUGAGCUUUAAACUCCAAAUAGGAAUUCUUGAAUCUAGAAUAUUUGGAAGUUUUGCUAUUUCACAAAAGUAUGUGAAAAGAAGCUAAAUUUUUGAGCUGCGCCUGUAGAGUAUAAUAAUAGAGUAUAAUGAACUGUAAUGCCUGUACUUUGAUAUCUCUUUGCCUGUUCUUUUUCAGCAUGCAUCUGCAGAAUCACUGUUCUCAUGCGACCGUCAGAGCAGAGCAGAGCAGGACUAUUCUCAGGGUUUGAACUCGUCUUUAGGUUGUAGCACAACAUUCCACUGCAGGUUUAGUCUGGCGGGAGUUUGGUUUGGAUGAUUACUGGAGCAUUAGGCACACACAGCAGCAUCAGCCAACAUGGCAUCUGUGCAGUGCGUUCAGUCAAGCUGCCUGCAGAUUUCUGGCCAGUUGCAGGCUCCAGGCCUUGAAAUGCAGUUUGACAUUUUUCGGGGCAUUUUCAGCAGGGGUAGCUCUUGACUAUAAACCAGGAGACCUUUUUGAAGUGAAGUUAUGUGUGGGAGUCACAGUGAAUGUCAUGUGUACUCAGCUUUGCCAGUCAUUUGCUGCACUAUGAGAGAAUGCAGUGGAGAGUUAACCCCACUCCCUCACCGUCUUGUUUACCACGGCUGGAGAAAUGGAUCUACUGCAGGCAGAUUUUAUCAGACGAGUUGGAAGAUCAUGUUCCGUUCACAGUUCUUUUUUUAAUUAAUAGACCAAUCAAUACUUUUAAUCUAGUGUUAUGGAUAUACUUUAUUAAAGGGUGCAAGAAUAAGAGCCUGACUGCGGUGCUCUUCUCAGGUUCUGCAUGAGGCCUUUAAGCAGGACGGACUGUUUUAUUCUUUCUCCAUUAAGCAAAUGAACAAAAAUUAGCUUAAUCGAGGGAAGCCCUUAUUACACAAGGGUAACUAGAGACGCAUAUGCCUCGUUGUUUUCUCCAUCAAUUCACAGUUUAUCCGUCUGCAUGCAAAGUCAACCCCCGAGGGGACUUUUCUUUUUCUUUCAGGUGUUGUUAGCCAGCUAGCUAAAGCGUCCAGUGUGCGGACGAGGGAUCAACUCCAGCUAUACAAAUACAGCUGGAGGUGAGUCGAGGCCCCAAGGUUUAUUUACACGUGUUAAUUAUAGACCACCUGGCUGAAAAAGAACCCUCUUAUUCCACGUGGCGAAAAUUGGUGUCUGCUUAUCUAAGUCUACCAUGCUGGGGUAGGGGUGGGGGUGAGGGGGGGAUCUUCCAUUGGAUGUCAGCUUGUUCUAUAAUUGACCUGACAGGAUGUUGUUAUGUGAGAUUGGCAGUUGUGUGACAAGACAAGAUGACAACUCACUUCCUUCUGCGCAUCAUGUUUUUUAUUUAUCUUAUUUUUUCAGACUUCAAGAAAUCAGAACUUCAAUUUCUUCUUUGAGUUUCAUGAGCUUAUUUCUAAAAGGUGAAUUCUGCAUGAAUUCCUUCCCACACACACACACACAGCUUAAACCUCCCCACAUAUCUCUAAAAAUGUGUCACCAGACAACCAGGCAAACAAGGGUUAAGUUUGCCCUGGAGCUGAUGAUGGCAGGCCUCUCAGUCACUCUCGCCCACGUGGAGAGAAGAGGGCGGAGGACGGCUGACUGGCCCACUCACUCAAAACACACUGUGCAGAGGCUAAGCAGAGCCAGAGUCGUGACUGAGGUGUGUGUGUGUGUGUGUGUAAGUGUAUAUGUUUGUGUGUGGAAGUAAGGGGUAGAAAAACUGUAGAGGUGUAUUUGUUAGCAUGCCCCUCGCUGUUGAAUCAGGCUCCAGGAUCAACUCAAAAAGGACUCCAGGUGAAAUUUCAUUACAGCCUGUUGGCCCUCAGCAGUGAAUUUUCCCUGGGAAUUGUCUGCAAGGUCAAUUUAUCUUUUUAAAGUUAGAUUUAAUUUACACCAGUGUUUGUCCAGCAGCACAUGAUAAAGCGGACAGACGCUGUAGGCUAGACUCAGAGCUGGCCUCCACUGUUGCCCAGGCCAAGACGAGCACGGUCGCACCGCCGUGUGAACUGAUCUCCCAUCAGUCAGAGCUCGCUGUGCGCCUCCCUUAGCCAGAUUGCGGAGAGGUUAGUGUGUCCCAUGGCUCUCAUUGAUUUUGUGCCUGUCCAAACACCGCCAGGGAGCCAUACAUUACCAUGACCAAUCAUUUGAGCUCUAAUGCCGCCCUGCUCCCCCAUCGGACCAUUAGGAGGAGUAGAUUGAGGGCUCCAGGACUCCUACUGUAUCUUUUAGCUGUCAACUUGGCCUGCUGCUUAUUAACGGCAUUUUGCUGCGUUUAUAGCAUGCAGAGGGCGAUCCUGUAUUUCAAGGACUUUUAUUGAUGCAGUGAGCUGUCACUGUUGUGCAUGUCCAUACUUGUAUGUGCUCAUAUUUGUCAGACGUUUGAAGAAUGUCAAACUUAAGGAGCGUCCCGUUCCUCUGAUGUAAUUUUUGUUUGUGUAAAACUCAGUAAAAACAGAGUUGUAGGACUGUUGGAGACGUGUUGUUACAACAAGCUAAUCUUGAGGCUGUUUGAACUCUUGAGCCCAAAAUGUGGGCCCAUUGUUAGUAAUUAAAGCCGUUGUCACACCCCAGUUCUGCACUCACACACACACACACACACUAGCUGUCAAGCUCUUUGGCAGCUUGUGCGUUGUUUUGCUAUAUCAUGCAGGCCUUUAAUAUUGGCCCAGCCCCUGCAGGAAACUGGCCAGGUUGAUGAGUGACACAGACACUCACUGGCACACACUCAGAGCUGUGAACACAAGUUUGGGUAUGUCCCCGUCCAUGACACACUGUCUCAAGAAGACUAAAGAGUACACUGUCUCUGACGGCGUUUCUUCCCAGACUUCCACGGUUACUUUAGUCUGCUCUGCUUUCGUCUCUGUCCUGUAAAAAUGGGAGACAUACUCCACCAGGCAGAGUAUUUUCUCUCUCACUGGCUUGACUAUUUUCUGUCUGUGUGUCAUGUUUCCCAGCCACCCUCCCACAGCAGAUUUCUUGUCUUCUCCUGCUAAGUUUCAAAUGUGGUUCUACCAUCCUUGACAACAACAUGUCCUCUCGUUCGCCAUCUGCCAUUCAUUCCACAUUUCUUUUUAUGACCAUUUUGCGCACUUGCUUGCUCACACUGCUGCUCAACUGUGUCAGACCCAUGUCGUAAGACCAAAACACCCAUAAUGCUUCAGGCCCGUCUCCCUGUAUAGAACGUAAUCUGAUCCCCCUGGAGGAAUGUGGCAGGCCUCGGGGACGGCCAAAUCGAGGUACAAAUCAGCCGGUCUGCAGGCAGAUAGUGUAUCUCGAAGAGAUUUUAAGCCAGCAGCAUUUGGCAGAGUGAAAUCAAUUUAACAUUCUUCCUCCUCCAGACCGAAUUCAGAUUCUUUUUUCUCUCUUUCAGACUCUUUAUGAAAGUGAAGUUGGCAGACAAUAGAUGUAAGCUGCGUAAAACAGUCGCUGUCUGUUUUGCAGCCAGCAGUUAAGAGGGCAGGGACUUCUCCUCAGACUAGCAGAUGGUGUAUACAGUACAGAGCUAUGCGGUACCACAGUAUUAGACUGCAGCACUGCAUGCAACGUCUUCAUAAAGCCAAUUUUCUUCUAUGAAGGGAGAUAAAGAGUGUUUUGGAUCAGAAAUCUGCCAUGAUACAUUACAGCAUAUGUUUCUCUGUCUCCUGUUUGGGUUUAGGAAGGGAAAUGGUUGUAAAAAUUUAGCUACUUUGGAUUCAAUACAGCUGUUCAGUACAUCAUGUCCUGGUUGUUCAGUCUUUGAAGGUGUAUUUAUUACUUUCCCUUUUUAUGUAGGGUAGUUAAGCUCAAAUUUGUCCCAGUUCUGCGGUCAAAUGUGAUAGACAGAGGCCCAUUUUUUAAAGAAACAACCAGCAAAUAAAGUAAAGAGUGUUCUCAAUAAAUGUUGUUAAAUCAUAGAUCAGAUUUAUCACUAAAUACUUGAACAGAAGUUCAGAGUUCUCAAGUUGAGACGAUACAUCCUGUUCAGUGAGGGUGGGAAUCAUGGGUGGCCCCACGGUAUGAUAUUAUCACAAUACUUGGGCUACAAUACGAUAUUAUCACGAUACUUGGGCCACAAUACAAUAAUAUCACGAUACUUGGGCCACAAUACUAUCACGAUACUUGGGCUACAAUACAAUAUCAUCAUGAUACUUGGGCCACGAUACAAUAUUAUAGACAUUUAGAACAUUUUGCAAUAUAGUGAAUAUUGUGAUAUGAUAUAUUCCUAUUUAUCCAAUUUUUUCAACUGUUGAGCUAAUUUAGCAUUUGUCUUUCCUUUAUCUUUGUACUAAAUUUCUCUUGCUUUAUGAUGUCACCUUUGCCAACCUCACUGGACAAAUAGUUAUUAUUAUUACAAAUAGUUGUUAUUUAUUUUUCCAUUAUCAUAGAUUUGACUUCAUAUUACCAAUUUAUUUGACACAUCAAUACUUGGUAAAUGAGACGAUACGAUAUAUCACCAGACAAAAUAUCGCAAUGCUAUGCUGUAUCGAUUUUAUCUCCCACCCCUACUAUCAGGUAAAUGACGCUUUUAUUCCUUUCCUGUUUGAACAACACAAUGAUGCUAAAUAGUUUUCAUCUUUUUAGGAACGUCAAUGAAAAUGUUAAGUGUAGAGGUGAAAUAGGUCACAGUUGGUCAGGGUUCCAUUAGGACCACAUCCCAUGGAUGGAUCAAUAGAAAAUUUGUUGUUAACACAUUAUGCAAUAGAUAUAACUUAUUUUAAGUGUUUCUCAAACUUACUGGUCUCUGCUCCAAACUAGUACAAGCAUGAGAAAGACGCAUGGCUGUUUGCAUGCUCAUUAGGGUUUCAGAGUUCGAAAAGGUAUAAUAAGCAAAACGAUUAAAACAAGAACAAUAAUUCUAUUUUGCUGCUCUGAGAAGGAUGGUCGUCAUUUCAUUCUCUUAAGAAAUGGAUCGCAGUUGGUCCAUCUCCAUUCGGACCAUCACAUGCAGUUCAAUAGACGAAGCAAUAAAAUGGACAGAUUUGCUGCUUUCUGAUAUGAACACAUAUUACACCAUGUUGGGCCUCUCUUCUUCCUCACUGUUGUUCAGAGACAAAGCGUCACUUCACUCACACAAACACAGCAGUCACAGUGAGAGUGUGAACAGUAAUUAUGCAUGGUAAGAAUCCCAAAAUUUGAGUAGGUUGGAAAUACUAGGACAUUUUCACUAUUAACACAGCAAUAUGUCAAUGGGAAUACUUGACCUAUGACUUCUGGAUAGAGCAGGUGCACUGACAUUAAACAGACACACACGAUGACUGGCGGUGGAAGCAAUUCCUGAUUUGAGUUAAGUGGUUCACCUGUUUAGCAAAGUUAAAUGUCACGUAAAAGCAGUAUUGUCUAAAAGUGUUAUUGGAAAGCUGAGAUUCAUGGAGAUGCAUUGUGAUUUACUGUCUUUUGACAUGCACAGUUAGAGUCAUAACAUCAGCCAAUAUAACUCACAGAAACCAGCUUCAUUUCCCUUAAUACAGCUGCCAUCUUUGUUGGAUUAUGAAUUGGUUGGAGAAAUUCAUUAAACCCUUUGUUUUGUUUUUUUACACUUUGGAUGGAUCGGUCUACCAACCAGAUGGUAAGAAAAGGCUCCAGAAGAGCAGCAAGCGAUUUCAACAACCUCCUAAAAUUCUUACAGAUAAUGGUUGAUUUAUUUUUUUUGGAAAAAUAAAUUGCACGCUAAGCUGCGGGACUCAAAUGUAAUGGCGAGAAGAAAAAUGAGAAGCACAGACUGUGUGGCUUUGCAGGGGAACAAACCAAGAAGGAAUGUUUGGAGGAGAAUGUUGAAAAGCUGAGCCGCUGUGUCUGUUCUGUGCUCGUACAUAGAUAUGGAUGUACAGUGAAGGGGGCCUUUGACCACGGGAGGAGAGAAGUGUCAGGGAGUCAAGCCUCCCUUCGGGCAGUCAAGCUGUCAAGUGUCCCUUUCUGAGUCCUGAACAUACUCACUGACCUGAUCCUCAAGGAUACAUGACCUUUGUAGCCAGCUUGUUUGGCGUGUAGGGAUCAGGGCCACGACUGCUUGACCUGCAGCACCCAGAGUUCUCUAAAGGCCUUGGUCCUUGCUUAUGCUUCUCGUAUUUGAUUGGACGCUGACGGCAGAGAUGGCUUUUGUAUGUGAUGCUUUAACUGCCUUUAAUCUGGAGGCUGCUAGUAAAGCCUGCACAGAUGGUGCCUUCAGCAUAAUACUCCACUAGUGAAUUUUUUUGAAAGUGCUUUCUCUGCAAUAUGGAGGUCAGGCUGGUGGCAGAAAGGCAUGAUUUACUUUACAGUCACUUUUAGCCCAGAAGGGUUGCAUAAUAGCAGCUACUUCAGGGGUUCCGUCACAGCUUCUUCUGAUAUAUAGAGCUUCUCGAGGGGGCUUGGCAUGGCUAGACGAAAAGUGAGUGUGCGCACGGUUGGUGAGAAGUUAUAUCCUUUGCUGACUCAGAAUUCCUUUGGUCUUUAGAGAAGUAACUCCUUUGUUGCCCUCCCUUCCUCUUAUCACGGCCUUGUGCUGUUUUCUGCUUUUCAUUCUUGGCAGUCAGGUGCCCCUGCUGGCAGGAGAACCCACCACGCCUGCGCUGUCAUGGCCUAGAUACAGAUAGUGCGUGAGAGGUGGGUGUGGGCAAGGGGAGAAAAGGAAGCAAUGGCAAAAGGAAGGGGACUCUAAGGGACCUUGUUGUCUUGGCAAGGGCAGGGAGGAGGUGGCUGGCUGUGCCGUCCCAUUGCCUCACCACCUGUCCCCUAAAAAAUCACAGUCAGCCUGCCAGAGAAACUCAACCAGGGAUCACAAAGUCAUGAUGCCAGAAAGAUGCUUGUUGCAGUAUCAGAUGCAUAUUACUUCUUUUGAACCUUUAUUCUUAAACUCCGUCUUGGAAUCAGAUACUUAAGCUCAACGUACUUUUAUUUUUGUCUUACACACAUAGAUUUUGUUCGCAGUUGUGUCCCUUACUUGUCCUUUUGACUCGGCAUGAAGGAAUGCCUUUUCACAUAUGUGAUGGGCUAUUCUUGUGUAUGUGUGGGAGGGUUUGCCCUGGUCCACAGAUCAAUGCGAUAUCACAAGGCAGUAUUCACUUUUAAGUCCAGCAGGAAACUUCCACAGCUGGGAGGGGCGGUGGUGUGGAUGGCAGAGUGGGAUGGUGGGGUUAAUUAAUGAUGAGGAAUGUAAUCUACGGUUCAGCGUUUUAUUUGGGUCAAGUCUUGUAUUCCCUGUUUACCAAGUGAGCCUGCAAAUAUAGACCAGCCUCAUCCCCUCUGUAUGCGUCUAGUAAUUGCAUUCUAGAAAUGCCGACGUUUCUGCUGCCAAUGAGCCCUCCUUGGGAGGUGCGAUCACGCCUGUUGAGGCGUAUUAUCUCAGAGGCAAGCUGUGAAUGAGUGCAGAAAACACUGAAGUCAGGCCGAGUUUCUGGAACGUAACAUUUGUCUUUUGGUUUACAUUACCAUAUUGUUAAGAAUUGGCUAAUACAAUGCUAGGAGUCAUGUAAUCAUCACUUCUCUAAAUUACAACUUUCGCCAGGAUUUCACCUCUUUCAGAAGUCACUUCAUGGCACAUUUUUUAUAACAUGUAAGGUUUUCAGAGAGCCAAAUUCCCUCCCUUCGUUUACAUGAGGGUUUACAUAUUUUAAUAGGGAAUAGAUGGCAUGCCUUGAAAUAGUUGACCGUAAUGGGCAGUGAAAAAGCAAAGAAAAAGAUUCAGACAUUAUAUUUUGGAAGUAUCACAUAAGUGCUGUCAUUCAAGACAUCAGAAGCCCUGUACUUCAGCUAUAGGAAAAUAAUGGUCAUUUUGCUAGUAUUACUGCUUUAUUCCAGUUACCUCGUAAGUUGGAUGUCGGAGCUGGGAUGACAUUACACCUGAGUUGACGGCGUUCCAGAUAACUAGACAGAAAACUAAGAUGGACGCCUACAGUUAGCCGUUGUUAGCUGUUGUUUACAAUUGUCAGCUGUCGUUAGCCAUUGUCAGUUGUUGUUAGCGAUACCAGUUGUAAACAACACAGACACAGUAUUUUACUCUUACAAACACCAUAGCACUGUGUUUACAGUUAGACGUUGGGCAGUACAACAUAUACCAGUUAUUUAAUUUCACCAAAAACAAAACAGAAGUGCUAAUAAAUAACUUGACUUUCAGAGUCAGAAGUCCAACUUCAGGGGUGCAUUCCAGAUGAAUUUCCGACUCAGAGCUCUGAAAUUCCAACUUCUGAGUACAACUGGAACGCAGCAUAAGUACAACAGCACAGCUAAGAUUGCAAUACUGCUCUCAUAUGCCAACUCAAGUGGGAUACACAGUGGUAAACAGUCAUCUUUAAAAGGAGAUUGAUAUUUUUGGGAGCUUUCAAUUCAUAUUUUUGUGCACCAAACUCAACUUGACUUAAAUUGGUCUUUGCAAACAUUCUAAUGAAAAAAAUUGCAGAUUAUAGUUAAGUUUUGGAUCAUGUUCACUAUCAUGAUUGUGAAUGGAGCUGACAGUUUUAUGAUCAGUCAACAUCUUAAAAAACCUCUGUAAAAGUUCCUACAAACUUGUUCAUCUCUGUGUAAGUAUGGCGCAGUAUUUUUCGACUUUCCUCUCAUGAGUCUUUUGGGUUUGUGACCUGAGCUCAGCUCCACACAGCGAACCUCUAUCACAUCCAGACACUCGUCCACAUGUCACUACUCACUCACAGAACAAGCCACCAACAAGCACGCUUUGUUAAGUGGCUGCCUGCGUACUGGUGAAGCCCUCCAGGGUUAGUGGGGACAUAUGUUCUCAAUAGACCUGUGUUGUCUGUUCUUCCCUCAUACAAGCGCUAGUUGACAGCAUGAUGGAGAGAGGUUUAGGACUCACACAAAGGUGGUUGUGUGCACGUGCAGGGCCAGGUUUUUUGUCCAAACACGCCCCACCAAUCCCCCUCUGCUGCCUGACCUUUUCUGUUUACCAUGUGAGGAAAAUGUUGAAAUAGUUGCCUUGAAGUCCUGGGGAGGGAUGCCAUCAUUGUGUCAAAGAACAGACACAUGAUAGCGGAGACCUUUGGGUGUGGGGAGGCUUUUCAUUUAUAACAAACAAUGAAUAUCAAUUUAAGGGUCAGUCUGACAGGAGUCACAGAGUUCUAUUAAAUGAUAUGACAGGAAUGGAUUUUUUCAGGGUUUUCUAUUCUAUAGCAAUCUUCUUUUUGUUUUAGCUUAUAAAAGGCAAGAGUUUAUUUGUUGAGUCUUUUGAAUGGAUGCCCAGGAUACAAAAUCUUGGUGAACAUAAUCCUCAAUUUGGUAAUUUGGCUGAUAAAAUCAAGAAUCUCCUCUCGGAAACCUUUGGCCUUCUUAUAUUCCCGUUCCCGCAGUAACAAAGUUUUCCUUUAAAGCAUUUGCCUGGCUUUUUAGGAUUAAAGUGAUAUAGUUGUUCAAUUAUAUUCUUAUAUUUCAAUUGUCCUGUAAAAGCUUAAGAGGAGUAUUAAUUGUAGUCUAGUCUCUUCUGAUGUAAGAGGUGUGGCUGUAUUAGCAUGCUUUCUUACAUACAUUGCUGUUAAUUGAUUAUCCAGCAUGCCUGCAAAUGUCUUGGAUGCCUAUUGUACCAAAUAAAGCUUGAAAAUACUUUCUGAAGUCUUAAAAAAAAGGAAUUGGGUGAUGGCAAGAGAAUUAACUCAAACAAGUCGAGCAAUUUUGGUAUCGUAUUCAUUUUUAAGUUAUUAAUGUGGCCAAUUAAGGAAAUUAGCAUUAAAGUCCAUCUAUUAAGAGAUUCUAUUACAGAUUCCACAAUGGGAUUGUAAUUAGUGGGAACCAGAUCAUUAAUUUCAGGUGUAAUUUUAAUUCCCAAAUUGAAUCCUUCCUUGGGGGCUGAAAUGGAAUUUGUAUUCGCGGUUGUGACCUCAUCUGUUCAUUUAGAAACAGUUAUAAUGGUUUGUUUAUUUGAUUUUUCACUUUGUAUCCUGGUAAUUCUGCAAAACUGUUCAGAAAUCAAGUCUUACAGGAAUGGCAUUGAACACUCAUGUUUUUUUUAUGAAAGAAAAGAACAACAUCAUCGGCGUAAAGCAUUAGGCUCUAUAAUGUUUCGGCUUACCAACUGAAGCCUCUGGUAUGGACAGAGACUCUCUGAUUGCUCAUGCAAAUGUAACCAUGACUACAACGCACAACAAGAGAGAGAACAGUGAUGUUUUUUUGUUGUUUUUUUUCUAGUGUAAGGUUGUUAAAUGUUUUGCAUUUUCACUUCAUCGUGAUGUUUCUUGACUGUGUGUGUGUUUUCUCGUUCCCGGCCUCUAAGAUGACAAGCGGAGCAAUUAACUUGUAGCAUCUAAGUUGUGAUUGUCAUGCUAGCGGGGCUUUAGGCGUACUUGUUAGAACCGGGGAUUAUACAGUUAGAUGUGGUUGUGUAACUGCUUGGCUGCCACAGGUUCUGAUUGUGUCAAUGGUUUUCAUACAGCAGAGCAUGCACCCAUAGCACCCUGUCUUCCAGAUCCUUUCAGCCUCCUCCAUUGUUCCGUCUCCGCUAUGCUCUAAAGCUGAUUACAGCGCCUUCUCUAAUGAAAGCUAAUCCUGUGUCAUGGCAUUGUAGAGACGGAGGAGGGGGGCAGGCCUCAGCACGGCAAAGCUAGCAGGGAAUGUCUUCUUCAGGGCCUGUCAGAGUGGCUUUCAGAGGAAAUGCCAGUGUGUGUUAAGGUCUUUGCAAUCCUGGAAGUCUGCAAGGUAUUUUAUUUUUAUUUUUAGAGAGAUUGAGCAUUUUUGGUUUACACCCUAGCCACAGUUCUUCCCAAACCUGUAACAGCCUGUAAUAAUGUCCUUUAACAAGCCAUCCAUCAUCACUUCUUACUAUUUUGUACAAACACUAAAAUAAUAUAGACAAAUCGGGGCUUGGAGUUUGCAGUUUAUUACAUCACUGGUGUCUUUGACCUUGUUGUACCUUACCUGCCGAAAGCAUAGCAACUUUAUACAAUAGAUUACUGCAUCAUCACUGCCAUGCUAUUUUGUGUAAAUUCAGUUGAAUUUUCUGCAGUCUUUAUACAUUAUCGACCAUUAUCGAACACCUUCAAUUUAAGAUUUGCAAGCUCAUGGCAUGAAAGCUGUAUGAAAUUAUAUUUUGUAAUGGCCUGCGGCAGCUAUGGCUGUACAAACAUUUGCAUGCCAUGUGAAUGAAUAUCACUUAUUGCUAAAAUAACAGAUUUAAAAAAACAAACAAACAUCGAUCUGUCUUGUCUUGAAGGAUACAAAAUCUGGUUGAUAAUGGACAGAGACACCAGUCCAGCACAUGGGGUGGUUUUUCAGCAUUUUAGUUCUUUGGAUUUUGAUUAAUUAAAAUGUGUAGACGAGGACCUAAUCAAUUUUAUUGCUGUGAGAAGAAAUGAGCUUUUCAAUGUGUCUUUAUUACAAGAUGAAUUCAAUCUGGUGUUAGCUAACUGCUAACAAUUGACCAGAGGGUUGUUUGACAAUGACGACAUGGAUGGACUGUCAGUUAACUCAAAGUUAGGCCCGGCAAAUACAGAGGAAUCUGACCAGAUUUUUGAUUCAUUGGAAAUCAGAUUAGGGUGCAAGAAUCUGACGUGGCAUGUUCAGCUACUCUGGACUGGUUGGAUGAAUUUCUGGCAUGUUAGAAAUUUUGAUCCGGGCCUUUAUUUCCUGAGUGGCACCAAAGUACCAUGGCAGCAUAAUGUGUAUAAUGUGCAUAAAUUAUAAACUUUGAUUGUGUUUUGAUACAGAAUCAAACAGAGCGUGCUCAGUGAGGACAGCUACUCUUUUCCCCAUCACGCUCAUCUUUAUUUAUUUUUACUCUUGAUACAUUUUUAUCUUAUUGACUGAUGUUACACUCUCCACUGGCCCAUGCACCACCCCCGCUCUGGCUCCAAAUCCAUUGAAGCUGUUGCCAGCUGUGAUCCCCAUCCCUUGUGACCUCUCACUCUGCCAUUGAUUGGGCCGCUACAUUGAUGACUUGCUACACGCCCAAACUCAGCUAAAAAAAAAAAAAAAGCAGGGACGUCCCUCUGAAUAUACCCAUCUACUCCCCUUAAACCACACAUCUGCAGCCUACCUCAAUCUAUCCAUCUUUACGUCCGUGCAACCAUUCCUCUGUUCACCCACGCCAGCCUCCCACGCUGCAGCCCUCACCUCACUAAUUAAUCAGAGACUUAGCCAGAGUGCUGUCUGAGCAGCAGUGCAUUUUGAUCACCUGCUGCUGCUAACGCUUUCCACAUUUCUCAUCUCGAAUCCGUUGAGCCAGCAGCAGGAUUAACGUUUGCCUGUCACUCACUCUCACACUGCUGUCGCCCGGACCUCUCAAACACAGCUAUGGGCUAUUUUCUGUCAGCGCUCGAUGGUCUUUGAUAACCCUGACAGCCAUGCCAGCAUGAACGCACGUCUUAUGUGUAUUGUUGGCUUGUUUAGUAUACAACCUGUCUGUCUCAAUAAUGAGAACCCCUAGAUAGCUGUCAAUGACAGGAGCAUGUGUGCAGACAGCCAUGCAUGCUGUUGCAGCGAACAGCUGUCGGAUGCACUGUCACACUCCUUUGAUUCGUGUUCAUCACAUUCUUCUCAUUCGUUGUUUUGAAAGCAUGUAACAGUGAGAUGUGUAUCGUAAGGCUUCUGCUGAUAUUUUCCAGCAUCAGAUCAAAUCGGUGCAGAACGUAACAUGCUGCUGGCGACUCAUUUUUAAAGCCAAUAUUUUGAUGGAUGGGAGAUUAAGACUGAAACUCUACAGCUCUGUUUCCUUGGCAACGCCUUUUACACACUUUUAUCUAAUAUCUCUCCUGUUUGUUGAUGUGAUGUUAAAGCUUAUAUCACUCCAGUAGAUGAUGGUGGUCAGCAUUUCUUUAGUGCGCAGGAAUAGUCGACCUGUAGAAGUUCAUCAAAGCUAUAGUAUACGAAGAGUCGUGAUUCCGUGAUGCUGAAGAUUCAUAAAUCUGGGAUAUAAGGGAUUAAACACUAAAUAUAAUGUAGAUGUUUCUCGUCUUGCUGGACCUCAUGGAUCAUUAGAACCUCCUUUUUUGCUUCUACAGUAAAUUGAACUGGCUCGCUAGUAAUUUGAGGGAAUGAAUUGAGUAAUAGGAGGACAUAGUUUUAUAAUUUUAGGGCAUGAAUUAUGAAUUACAGGGAGCAAAUUAAGUAGUACAAGUUAUUGUACUAUUGCAAAUUAUUAAUUCCAGAUAAGGAGCCAUUUUUGUGCACAGAUGAUUAAAUAUGUUAUCCUUUAUACCUGCUGGGCUCAGCCGUAUUACUUGUCUUCACAGCAGAGUAUCUUUGAUGCAGGUCCCCUGAGUCUUUGUUGACAGUUCUCCUCCGUCUCCUCUUAAGCAUUUUUAUUUCCUCUCUUUCUUUCUUUUUUUUUCUCCAUCUUUUAUUUUUUUUCCCUCUCUUUGUGUCUGUCUGUAACUGGGGAGAUGAGUGUUGUUGGCUCCACUCAUCUUCCUGUGUCGACCACAGAAGUAACCACUCCAUUUCCAUACUGCGCACAGAUAUAUUAGGCUGACUCAAAAGCACUGAGCUUCAAAGCUAAGCUCCGCUAAGCGUUUUCAUUCAGGGCCGGCUUCCAUCCCUGCUAAUGCAUGGUAAAGAGGUUCACGCCAAUUUCUGAGUGACCUUUUCACCGCUGGACCUAAAGCCUGCGGGUUUUUUGAAUCUCUAGGCCAUCCUCGUUGUCCAGAUGGUAGGCAUUACUGUAUAUGUUCUAUAGGUUGAUUUCCAUUUUAAUACAUUUUCAUAUACGAUGACGUAAUAUUGGAAAACAGAAGUAGCUCUCCUCCUCGCUGCAAAUACCAGGUGUAGCAGUUCAGCCGUGCUGCUGGAUUAUUUCCCUGGUUGAAUCCAGCCUUUGGGCCUUGUGAAAUCUGUUAUAAUUUUCUUCAUAACCCUUUCCUCUCCCCAAAUUCUAUAUUUUCCCUUUUAUUUUUUCUGAAGCACAUCUAGUUAGGAUUAUGCACAAAGUUUCAGCAGUCCUUAAGGAAAGGAUUCAAAAUUUAAAGCUCCUCUGAGGAGUUUUUAGCUGGUAAUAAAUCAGACUGAAAUUUAUUCAGAUGUGUCUGUAUGGUCUUAAAAAGCAACAUUUUCAUCAGGGCGAAGAUUGAUUAUUUCUGGGGGGUAAUUUUAUAUGCCUGAAAAGCUCUUAUUACACCGUGUCAGACAAAGAGAUUCAUGGCCCACUGCAGGAACAGCCUCUUUAAAGUUUUACCACUCCAAAGACAUAUCGGAAGUUGCAAGUAAAACAUCUAAAAUAGAGAAAAAAUGGUUUUAUUUAUUAUUUAAAAAAAAAAAAAAAAACGGGCUACAGAAGUAGAUCAGCAAAACUGACAAAACCCUGAUUCUUUUCAGCUUCAGUGACUCUUGUUAGUUUGGAUAUUGCUGUUCCCUUAAUAAAGCUGUUGCUUUCCAAUUACUGUUUUUCCACUCCAUGUUGACAAGCUGACAGUUUGUAACUGACAUGCAAAACUGACUGUGCAAUAAUCUGACUAGCUGUGUAAAUGUGCCUUGCCUACGGUGUGGCAAACUCAAGGGUAUUUGGAGACUUACAAUUCCCUUUUCCAUCGUCAAAUCUGUGUUUCCUAAAAAGUGGAAAUCUUAGGGCCAUAUGUUAACGCUUGCUUUUGCAGAAUUAUUGAAUUAAAGUGCGUUUAAGCAUUUCUUAUCUGUACAUUUUUUUAUUAUUAUUAUUAUUAAUAGACUAACUCUCCAAUUAAAACCAAUUUCUGGAAUUCAUUCAUUGAAGUUUUAUUCACAAAUGCACUAAACCAUCUGCAUGUGUGAAUGCAAAUUAAAGAAAAUUUCCAGCCUGACUCAGCCUUGGAUUUUUUUUUCUAGUUAAGACAAGGUCAAGGGGAGGUUAUGAAUGAGCGCAGCAGAAAACAUUUGGGAAAAUUCACAGGAAGCGAAGGGGAGGGGGUGGAGACAUACACUACAGGCCCAAAGUUUGGAAGCAAAGCCAUUACAGGCCGAACAGUUGGGAGUAACUUCAAGUUUUUGUUCACAACAUUUUUUCAAAAAUCCAGCAUGAGUUUUAUGUAUUUUGGGAUGCUUUUACUCCAUGAUCAGAUGUUGCUUUCAUGGAAAUGCACCAUUUUACUCCAUUUACCUUUAGAUAUACAUUGAUGUUAACGGACCAUUGCUAUGUCAGCAAAAGAUAAUAAGGGCUUAGUUUUAGGGUUGAAAAUAUUUGUAAGAGUCACAACUUCAGUGCAAAAAAAAAAACAAAUCACAGUUGGAUUAUUCACUUCAACUUUUUGGCUUUUGAGAGUCUGCAUACAAAAAUCCUAAUAAAUCUCAACUGUGUUCAGACUACCGCAGAAAUGGCUAGAAAGAAGCAACUGAGUAAAGAAACAAAAGUACAGAUUUGUAGAUCGAGGAAAGAAGGAUACACAGAAAGAGAAAUUGCAAAACGCCUAAAGGUGUUUAACAAAUGAGUCCACUACACUCUGAAGAGACUAGAGGAACCUGGAAGUUAUGAUGAUAGAAAAAGACCUGGACGAAAGAGAGUUACUACAAAAGCAGAGGAUAAACAUAGCAUUGUCACCAGUAAGAGAGAUCGGUGAAAGACAGCACCACAAAUAAGGGAGGAAAUCAACAUGACAAGGUCGAAACCCAUAUCUCUGACAACAGUGAAAAGACGUUUGAGAAAGGCUGGUCUGAAGGGUUGUGUAUCUGCAAGAAAACACUACUUCGUCCACAGAACAAGAAAAAGAAAUAUGAGUGGGCAAAAGCUCAUGAGUCUUUUUGUAUGUACCACUGAUGCAAAUGCAAAACAGCGAAGACUUCAUGUUGUUGGGGAUUUGUGUGAACAUGCAACUUUGGAGGAUGUCAAGAGUGCAUGUGUAAAAAAGUUAAAUAUUUUCAUAGAACUAUUGCUUUAUUCUGAUAUUUUAAAUUGUUUAGGGAGUGUAUUUUUAAAGCACUUUCUCUAGUCUUCUGACCACCCCCGUUUCACAGGCAUAGACUGUAUGUACUAUGGACAACUUGGUUUCGCCUUCCGCCCUCUCUCGGUAAGCUCUUGGUAAUUCCGCGUUUUCUCUCCAUUUCCCGAAACCAACAUUGCGCAGUAGCGUUGUACGCAAUCCACUACUUGCGCAGUAGCAUUAUGUGCAUUCAGCGGGAGAGUCGCCAACAGUUGCUGUGAUGACUUGGCUUGUCUCAAACAGCGCAUCGCCCCGGUGAGCUACGCAAUCGUUGUACGCCCGUAGGCUGUAUCAAGUGUCAAUCAUAGAAAACAUGAACCCCCUAAUAACUUUUAAAAACAGAGCUGUACAGAAAAAAGGACUUAAGCACAAACCAGUCUUACAGUAACUACAUGUCAACAUCGCAAACAGAGGGGAGAAACUUUUAUUUUUUGUGUAAUUAAUCUCUAAAGUUUGUCCGUAGGGAUUGCUGGAGGAGGCGGGAUUUAUGACAUAUACUGCAGUCCGUCACCAGAGGGUGCUGUUUUCACAGUGGAUUCACCCAGCAUGAAGGCAGACGGCGUCCAUUUUAUAGAGUCUAUGGAGAUGAUCAACUCUACCACUAAGUCAUGGCUGCUAUCAUUGACAGUAGAUUCUCACAACAUUGGAACAAUAUUUCCACACUAACAAUCAUUUGUAGAUAAAGCUGGCAGCCAUAUUUCCCAGAGAGUGUUGAAAUACUUCAUAAUAUGAUACAUCCUUCAGUUGUGGACCCGAGGACAUCAUUGUGUAACUGAAAUUUAUCUUCCACUAAUUGUAUCUAUGGAAUGCAUUAUAUCAUGACUGACUUAUGAAUUAUUGAUUGACAGCGUUAUAGCUCUCAAGAUGGCAUAGAGAAGGAGGCGGAGUCGUGGAAAAAGAGAGAUGCCAAUUUUAGUUCUGACAUAAAGACAUCUCGCUCAUGUAUCCAGAGUGUGUGGUAGACCAUAUUGCAAUUAUUGCCUUGUGGAUAUAAUGCAUUGUAUGGUUCAGCUGCAGCUCUUUGUUGUCAGCAAAGAUGGUCACAUCUCCUGCAUUAUGCAUGUCAGGUAAUCAGAUUCGAAUGGACUCUGUGCUAGUGUAAUAAUGAAGCGAUGAAACUGCCGUCAGAUGACAUUUGAAGUCGAGGUGCUUUCGGAUGUACAGUGUGUUCCUUUGUUUCCUCCCGCCUACAGAAGCCUGUGCAUUCUGCUCAUCCUGGACUCCUAAACAUAUCUCCAUCUAAUUGAAUGUCGUUAUGUAAUUUAAUUAACAGACCCUGGCUAUCAGUGGAGUGACUUGCACCCUCUUGGUGCACUAUUCAACACUUGGCAGUCUUCCUCCGUGCAUAUAGCACACACAGCGGAUGCAUCAUCACUAAAAGGCUUCCAACUAGGAAAAGUCUUGAGUGUGAUUGAAUUUUUUUCUUCCAAUUCUGCAGUCGAUAGCAGAUUUAUCUUAUGCAUACAGUGCAACUUCCUUCUGCUUUUAUUGUGGAAAAUAUUCUCCGAUCUUAAGUCAUUCUUUUUGAAUGUAUGCUUCCUACAGGUGAAAAAUGCUCCAGCGUGCAAUUAACAGCUAGAGAGAACUAAAAAUGCAAUAAAAUGAGAUGCAAAAUGUGCAUAAAAGUGUAAAGAGACAAAAAGAACGAUAUGGCCUCAAAUCAAUAUCACAGUAUAUUGAGCAGAUCACCUUGAUAAGGAUAAAUGGACCAUAACUACUCCACAAGCUGCUCACCCCCUCCCACAUUAAUCUACUUCAGCCGCUACAACUUUUGAACCGUCCUCCAUCUCCUCACCUGUCUUUCCCUCUUUGUUACGGACUGGAUGGGGUGGAGUCACAUUUCUGACAUAGGACAGCGUCUUAAAGGGACACGAGACCGUAGCCUACCUACACACAUCCAAAACCAACUUUUAUUUAUUUGACAUCAAAUGUAUUGACAUGGGCAACAUGGCGUCAGUUAUUGUCGUAAAUUUCGGUAUCAGUAAAUUUAUGGUUUAUCGCCCAGCCCUAUUCUGCAGUAAAAUCUGAGUUAUCUCGAAACUCAAGAUGAAAAGAAAACUAUUGCUGUUAGUUUUUUGACUGUAGGUGAUCAUUGAGUGUUAUCCAGUCACUCAAUCAGUAUCUCAUGAAGUUAUUGUCAUUUUACUAGUUAGUUUUAUUGGUUAAAAAUGCUGGAAAUGUUCAGUUCAGUGAAUCUGCAGUUUGAAGGCCUGUUUAAAAGCUUUAAAUACGGAGUAACUGAAUAUCAUCUGCAACUACAGCACAGUGUGACACACAGGACUGGUUACUUAAAGGAACAUGAGACCAUACCCUUACUACACACAUCCAAAACCAACUUUUAUUUAUUUAGUUUUUUUGACACUGAAUUAAUGAUAUGGGCAAAAUGAUGUUGGUUAUUGUCGUAAAUUUUGGUAUCGGUAAAUUCUUGGUUUAUCGCCCAGUCCUACUGCGCACUGUAGAGGGGUUGAAAGGGCCUUUAGACAGGUCAGCGCUAAGAGGUUUGAUCUGUCAUUUUGUUCUUACCUGACCAAGGAAUUGAUGCACUGUAUGAUUAGUUAGUGAGUUUCCACUUGAUUAAUUGCACAAACAUCUUGUGUUUGUCGCCAGCCACGUGUCUUGCCUGAGGAUAAAAAGCACAAUUGGAUCGCUGUAAUGACCACUUUUUUUUUUUUUUUUUGGGGGGUUAUUAAGGAAGCAGAGUUUAAGAUCAGUAUCUUGCUCUGCCUUUGCAUAAUAACAUCUGAACAUGCAGUCAAAUUACCUCUGGUAUUCUAUGCUUUGUAUGAACCGACCUUUGUUGCACCCGCGCAUAGUUUUGAAGUCUUUGUUCUGCCUCAGCUCCCUGUCGAUCCUGCUGAGAUUUCCACUGGUCAUGCUGAGUCUUAAAGAAAAAAAAAAAAACUGGUGUGGUGGCUUGUCUGCUAAACGUAGGCAGUGACAACCCGAGUCUUGCCCACGCUGCAUCAUGCACCGUCACCGCAUUAUGUUUACACUUUUUGCUUUCCUGGCUCUGAGAAUACAAGAAUUGAUCUGAAGUCGUUGCUUUUCUUGCCAAGCUGUCUCCUGGUCUCCUGGUCUCCUGUACCUGUACGGUUUUGAAGAAAUUCAUUUGAUUCAUCAGCAACCCACUCAUUGGCCGCGGUCCCAACCCGGCUCAGGCUAUGCUGACUUCAAACUGAGUCAAGUCAAGUCAAUUUCAUUUAUAUUGGGCCAAAAAUCAUAACAAAAGUCAUCUGGGGGCACUUUUCAUAUGGAGAAGGUCUAGACCGUAGUUAGGUAGUUAUUAACAGAGAGCUCACUUUCAAUAAGCGUCUGGGGAAGAUAGGGUCAAUAUCUGCUAUAGGUCUCACAGUGUAGUGGAUGAAAAUAUACUGGCGCUAUAGCUGUCUGCUGUGGUGCUCAUUAGAUAUUGAUUGUAUGUCCAUAUUGUGAGAGUUGAGCUGUAUAAUAUCAAUAAAAGCACUUUUUUAUGCUGUUAAGAAGUAGAGCCCUAUUUUGAGUUUUUGAAUUCCACAAAUCUUGACUGGAUUUCACAUGUUGUAACUGAACUGCUGUUUGUUUUGUACCUACAAUGUAAGGUGCAGUUUACACCGCGUUCACAUUCAGUCACUCACACAACCGUCAAGGCCGGGAAGAAAGGUAAUCCGCAGCAAUCGGAGACGUCAUUACUGACAGUUCAGGCCAAAAAAAUCAUGCUCGCACUCUGUGUUCUCUGCUAAAUGAAUCCAGCAGUUUGCUCGUGGAGCUCUGCAACAGUCUGUCUCACUUUCUCCAAUUAAGCUGAUCUGUCCAGCACCAUAUGAGUGCACAUCUCCCGCUGUCUCGUUCCUCAGAGGGAUCACAUUAGCUCUGAACUACACCAACCUGAACAUUUCAAGCUGCCUGUCCCCCCGCUGUUUCCUCAGCGGUUGCAGAUGCGCCGCGCCCGGUGGUGCAGAUUUGUGGAGAACAACACCUGAAAGUCUGAUGUCUUCAGGAGUUCAUUUUGUGCUCUCAAAAGUCACGUGAACAAAGCGUUCUUUUCUCCACCAAGACAGAAAUUGGUAAACGUUGCUAUAAACGUUGCUGACCAAUGCGAGGCAGCAUUAAAUAAUCUUUAAAAUUUAUUUAGCGUGCCCUCCAGACAUCCAGAGGAUUAGCUACCUCUUAGUCUUUAAACCUAAUGGCUGAUGGAUGGCUUUAAUUUGUAUGUUGGAAAUUACAAUGCUAAUCUGAGACAAAUUACCAGGCAAAGUUAAAUCACACUCCAGACUUUUUUUCCUCUUCAUGCUCCCUGGCCCUCUCUCACUCUCUCUCAUCAUUUCUCUCUCUCUCUCUCUCUCUCGCUUGAUUCGAGGCUGCAGUGCAAUUUUGCCAUUACAUAACAGAGGGGAAUGGAGAAAUGGUAAGACUAAUGAAGGCAAAAGCAGGCAGCUAAUGGAGACCGUGUUUUUGAGUCACACUUGGGUUUCAGGCAGAUCGCCUUGGGUCAGUUUGUGCUCCUGCAGUUAUGAGGCUGCGUAUGAAAGGCUGGAUGCACAGGGUUAUUUGCAACAAUCCGCCAUUACUGUGCGGGUAUGCUCUGAUACUGUUGCUUGGCAGAAAAAUGGAGGAGAGUUUGCAGUUUUAUCCUGCUUUGACAGCAGAGAAUAUUUAAUUACUGCAAAGACGGCAUGUUGACCUCCCCUUUUUAUCAUCUUGUUCAAAAUCAAAAUGUUUUUUUUUUUACUCUUUACAUAUUUUUUUUUUAACCCAUGUUGUGCUUGGGAUUUUGUGGGCCUCUUUCUUGGAGCGUAGAACAUACUAUUACUAUGUGCUAUGCUAUGCUCUGGCAGGGGUGGGUGUUACUCUAGCUAAUAAGAGGGCUGUUAGAAAUUCCAUAAGAGGAAAGUUCACAGUGUUUCCAUCGUCACGACUCUAUAGGAAAUGAAAGGGUGAUGUGCUGAAAGGUUGCCAGUCUGCCAACAACCACAGAUUGAGCUGUGGUUAUUCCCUUUAAAGAAAAAUGUUAUUCUUCAGUGUUUGAAUUUUAGGAUAUGUCAUGUUUUGUCACUUCUAAUGGAGGUGGCUCAGUCGACAUUCACGCCUUCCUACUGCUAAAACUGCAAGACUGUGGGAGCAUCAAUCUGUAAAAAGGCUUAACAUUAAAUGCAAUGCUUGGGUUUUACUUCUUUAUUGUGGUUCUAUUAUGUUUCGAUUGACAUUUGAUUGGACACAGCCUCAGUGACAUCACCCAUUUGAUUCUAAAGUGUACGUUUGAAGGUUUUCAGCAGCAGACGCCAUGUUAAAGACAGUAAACCAGCCUAACUUUUGAUUGACUUAACAGUGCAAGUGCAAGAACAGCUACAGCGCCCACUUGUCAGUCAAGUUAAACUCAUAAUAACCGUCAUAUCUUUGAAACAAAUGCAUUUUAGAGAAUUUGCUCUAUUCAGUGUAUGCAAAGAAAGAAAUUAGCUUUUUAAGCUAAAACCGUUUUUUAAUGUGGCGUUCAAUGCCAACACCGCGCCAUCUUAAGAGGUGCGCAGUAAGAUUGGAUAUGUUGGUAGCGUUUUUAGCUUAACCUCUGCAAAAUCUGACGAGGACACCUUCUGUUUACAAAACAAAAACAAAAGAAACGUGUCCAGACUUCAGUCUUGAUAAUCUCUUUUUUAUAUUGCUUCUCUCUCUGCUAUACCCAUUAAUGGCAGCAUAUAUUGUGCAUUAUAUACAACAUAAUAUAAUAGCAGUAAAAAUACAGUGAAAAUAAACAGUUGAAAAAAUAGUGUAAAUCGCAAUAUAUUGUUUCGCAUUACUUACUGUAUUGCAAAAUGUUAAAAAUCGCAAUAAUACCAUAUUGUGGUGCAAGUAUCAUGAUGGUAUUGUAUCAUGGCCCAAGUAUCGUGAUAAUAUCAUAAUGUGGCCCAAAUAUUAUAAUAAUAUCGUAUUGUGGCCAAGGUAUCGUGAUCAUAUCGUAUCAUGGGGCCACUAGUGAUUUUCACCCCUAUAGAGGAGUGUUAACUUUUAUCGUGAAACUGUCAGAUUUUUAACAGUGCUAUAUAUUUCCAUUUCAGCAAUGCACACUAAAUAUAUUUUAACUAUGCAAUACUCACUCUUAAUUAUGUAAUAGCAUUAUGAUUGUCCACUAAGCAAUUUACAUGAUCUACCAUAUGACAUGUACUGUUAUGUACAACAUUCCUAAUCAGCUGUAGUUAAUUCUUUACUGCCACAGUGUAAGAUGUGUUUUUACUUUGCAAUAUAUGUAUAUUUAGCAUACAAUUUACAUGAUUUUUUAUGCAAUAGGCAUUCUUUCUAGUACAGUAUACUGUAUAUUUCUCAUCCUGCCUUAUCUCCUGUGCAAUAUAAGUAAUCUUUUGUGCAUUCAUUAUCUCCUGUGAAGUCAGGUCUGUAUAAAGUCAACAAAAUGAUUUUUGCACUAGAAAGAGUUUACUUGGCUUAGAAAGUUUUUUCAAGUCGGGGCAUUAAUGAAUAAAGUUUGAGAACCGCAAGUCUUUUGGGUGGCUCUCUGCCUAACUAAUUAUAAAAGGAUGUAUGUUUUCUGCGGACAUAGCUGAAAACAAUUUGGUUAAGUUUUCUAAAACUUGUAUUCGAGGACAGCUUGGUUGUGGUAGACUGCCAUGGGAGUUCACCUGUCAGCGCAGUAAUGUUUAAUUGGCAAACAAAGUGGGAGAAUAAAAGCACUGUAGUGUAGGCUUCAAUAUCCUAGUAUCGGAUGGCCUGAAGAGAUAACUGAAAUCAAUACAACUCAUAGAUACAGCGUCUUUUUUGCUCUUCAGGAUCUAUUCUGGCUGUCAUAUUUAGCGCACAGACCCACCAGCUUGUCAAGGUGGAAAAAAACCCUCCCAAAACAAGUUGGGAGCUGUUCAUACGCUUGCUCACGCUGUAGGUCUCCAACCUCACAGAGUCGCAAUUUGGAGUCAAAAGCCUUAAGGCCCCGGACUCGAGCUAGAGUUGCACAGCAGGUGCUCAGAGGAGGCCAACCUGGGGCCCUUUGUAAUUCUAUCUCAGAUGGGGAACUCUCAAUGCCCCAGAUACUCAGUGACAAAAUAAACUGAGUGUCUAGAGAGCGUCACUUGAUUUGCUUUCUUUUAGCGCAGUGAUCUCAAGUGUCACUUGUUGCUAACAAACGGCAGAAAAUAGUUGUAGAGGUUAUCAAGGAAGAAGAAGGAACCCAGUUAUGUCCCAAAGAUGUGAUAACGAUAACGAUAAAUGGAUGAUAACAACUCCACAAGCUGCUCACCCCCUCUAACAUUAACUUCAUCUACUUAAGCAGCUGCUACAACUUUUGAACCAUCCCCCAUCUCCUCACCUGUCUUACCCUCUUUGUUAUGGACUGGAUGGGGCGGAGUCAGCGUCUUAAAUGGGCAUGAGACCAUAGCCUACAUACACACAUCCAAAACCAACUUUUAUUUAUUUAUUAUAAGACACAGAGUAUACUGAUUUGGGCAAAAUUACGGUGGUUAUUGUCGUAAAUUUCGGUAUCAGUAAAUUUUCGGUUUGUCGCCCAGCCCUACUCUGCAGUAAAAUCUGAGUUUUUCAAAACUCAAGAUAAAAAAAAUUAAAAAAAUUGGUGUUGUUUUUUUGACUUUAGGUGAUAGUUUGAAGGCCUGUUUGAAAGCUUUAAAUACUGAGUAACUGAAUAUCAUCUGCAACUACAGCACAGUGUGACACACAUAAGGUGCAGGUCUGGUUACUGGUGAUGUCACCUUUGGGAAGGAUUGAUGCGCGCGCACACACACACACACACACACACACACACACACACACAGGGACCAAGUCAUCAGUAUUCACUCCUGGCUUAUUACAUAAGUCACUCUUGUAUGCUAUGUGCAAAGUCUGCAAGUGGACGUUAAUUAAAAGCUUUUAUUUUUUAAACGUCGGACAGCUGCUGAAUUGAGAAGUCCACAGGAUGUCGUCUUUAAUUAUGUCCUUUUUGUGCCCUGCUGUCAGUUUAAAAUCCACUCAUUAGGGGGCUAUGAAAAGAAAAUUUUAACACACUGGGCUUUUUUUUCUUUUUUUUAAGUGGAGGCUGCUAAAGGUACUUUUUUAAUGAUGUUUCAUUUUAACGCACUAAGUUCCUCUUUCCUGUUUGAUGUCAGCUGCUAAAGUGGCGGUGACAUGAGGUCCAUUUUAAAGAAUUGCUUUGUGGGGUGCUGUUCUCUUGUACAAGAACAGGCUUUUUAUGCAAAGUCUGUCUCAGGACUCAUUGGUCCAUGCAUAGAAAAUGUGCUCCAUCUCUUUUUAAUGCGGUGAUAAGAUUGGAAAGUUGGGUGUUUUAAAUGAAAAUAAAUGCAAACAGGAUUCAGGCUUUUGAAUGCAUCUGUUGUAUCCCAAAUUGCACAUUGAACUGCUGUGAAAAGCUACCCUUAUUAGGCCUCUAAUUAUGGAAAUUGACAGUAACAGAGAUUUGUUGUGGAUUUGGUUAGUCUAAUUCCCAUGAUGCCUUCAAGACUAAGGGCAAAAAAAACAGGAUUUUACUGUGAAAUAAUUGUGACCAACAAUUAAGCUAACAUCAAACUUAAAAAAAAUGACUUAAUCAAAAAUAAGUCAUGUUUUGAUAUUCAUACUACGUAUAAAACUCGGCAAGAUAAUCUCGUCAUGCAGAUUUGUACUAAUAUUUAUGGCUUUGUAUUAAUAAAGCAACACAUUUGUCUCAGUUUUCUGCUUCAUUUCUAAACUGCAAUCAUUUCUGCUUCGAAUACUGCCAAGCAAACUAGAAACUGUGAGGGUCUGCUAUAAAUAUUGAUAAUUGAAUGAGUUGCAGAUCAUUGCAGCAAUUUGAUAAAUUAUCUCAGCGGGUAAGCUCUGAGCAUGAGAGGGAAGAGUUACUCUUUCUCCUACAUGAGCCAACCCCCUGGAAGGAAGUAAGUACCUGCUAUUCCCACAGUUCAACGAUAUGGAACUAACAGCAUUUCCUCAGAACCUUGUGUUUUUUGUUUAUUUAUUUAUUUUUUUGUCAGAGAAAGGUGUACGAAAGCGUUUUAAAUUUAAAAGAAUAACAGCUCUAAUGAUGGUCUUUGUUUACUCUUGCAGCUGUCCCGUUCCCUCCCAGUCACCGGCUGACGGCUAAAGAGGUGUUCGACACAGACGGGAAGCCCAAAGUGGACGUGCUGAAAGCUCACCUAACCAAGGAGGGCCGCGUGGAGGAAACGGUGGCACUGAGGCUCAUAGGAGAGGGCGCCGCUAUCCUGCGUGCAGAGAAGAACCUGCUGGACAUUGAGGCCCCAGUGACAGGUCAGGAGUCAGAUAUGACACCAUGUGUUAGUUGGCGUAGUUUAGAUAAACUAGCUUUUUUAUUUAAAGGGAUAUCCCGGCGUAACAGUAAUUAAGGGUCAAACACACUGUAACACAGAGUUAGACAACCCCUCGAGAGAUGAAUGUUGCUGACCGCUUUCUUCCCUAGUUUUACCAACUUUAGUAAUGACCGCAGGAUAGCAAUACACAGCAGUUUACAUCUCCACGCACAAACCUCAACCAAAAUGCCACUCUAUAGCCGCAAAUAAUGCUCAGAACAGCACCUAACUUUAUCAAAGUUAAAAAUGAUUGAUGCUGCUUUCGAUUUACCUUGGAAGUCAGAAGUCCAAACUGGGAAUGAUGUCACACCCUAGUUACCAGCGUUUCAGUUACCAAGUCGAAAAAAAGCAAAAUUGGAGGUGGAAACAAGAUGGCUACAUCUAAGGAAGUUAUUUUAGCACUUGCCUUGUCCUUGCUUAUAUUCGGACAAGGAAAGCACUAAAAUAACUUUCAUGUAGCCGUCUUGUUUCUGCCUCCGAUUUUACUUUUUUCUGACUUGGUAAUUGAAACGCUGGUAACUCGGGUGUGAUGUCAUUCCCAGCUCGGACUCCGGACCUCCAAGAUUACUUGAACGCAGCAUUAAUCAUUUUUAACUGGAAAAAUUUCUUUGUGCUUUAGGCUGAUGUUGUACAGGCUUACAAAAUAAGGUAAUCAGAGACAAAUGGACACAAGAUUUAACUGUAGAAAUGUCUGGCGAAAAGUUAAAAAUAAAGUCUAGUUGCAGCCUUUUGGGGUCGUAUACAGAAAGAUCUCUCCAAAGACACCAGUACUUAUUCUGGUAACUAAUGUUAUCUCAGCAGAUAUUUGUCAGAGACCUUUUUUCUCUGACUGAAGGAGUGUCAAUGAUAAUAAAAAGCCCAGCUUAUGUACAGUAUGCAAAAACAUGCAUCUGUCUUGUUCUUAUGGAUGACUAUUUCAUCCCUUGCAUGUCAGCGACAAAGCCACAACCAGCUUCUGCGGUGGCGUCAUUCAUGUUUGGUCAUUAGCAUUCAUGGCUCAGUGCCAAAGCCCUGAUUUAUCCCAGUUUAAAACACAUUUCUUUAGGUGUUAUACAAUUUUGAUCGACUCCAGGUCAUACUAGACGUGAAUGUCUGUCUAGUGCAAUAAAAAAGUGCAAUAGAUCUCUUUUCAUUAUGAACACUAAUGUUUUUUUUUUUCUGAGUGGGAAUCAUUUCGACUCAUAUGUGUUGCCUAGCUUCUCGGCUGUUUUGUAUUCAUCCUCCCUUGCUAUAGUUUUUGGGUCGCACUUCUUAUAAAUUUAAAAUAUCAGAACUAAAGGACUCCUUAACAACUCUAAAAAGUAAGUGUUUGUUCAUACCUCGGUAAAUAAAAGAUGACAAAGCUCUCUGAGAGAGUGCUUACAUGCAGGCAUGGCAAGACUGGAGAAUUAUCCUUAACUCUUGGCGGUCUUAUUUUUCCCACCUUGUUUGUCACCGUGUUUUUCUAAAGGCAGUCAUUAUCGUGACUGUCAGUGGAAUUGACAACUUGCAGAUACACAAAGGUGUGAGAUUUCGUGUUGGAUCUGAAACGCUCACUCUGCUGUCUUCCAAGACAGAGCUGCAAUGUUUCAGCCGUGUGACAAAUUAAUUUCCUUAAUUAAGUGAGUCAUACUGUCCCCAGGUUACAUGCUGGCCAUGAAGCUAGCUGUGUGGCUGUGUAUUUAACAUUUCUGAAAAAAACAGAUUUGGUUCAUCCAAUUUGUGAAUAUUAACAAGCUGAAUUACACUCAGUUGGCCGCUUCUUGCUGUUUUAAUACUCAGCUGAUGAUGAAAAGACAAGAUAAUUAGACUAAUUCUUCCCUUUUUUAUUACAGGUGCUAAGCAUUAAGGUAAAGCUAUUAAAAAAAAAAAACAGUGAAAGAUGGAACAUUUUCUGCCUUUUGUUUGCAGAUGCUAAUUUUUACAGCUGAGCACUUAUUCUAUGUGCAAAGCGCCCCGGAGCUGAAGUCGAGCUCAUUCAUGGCUGCGUCUGUGAGGGAACACUCUGUAGCGGGGAGGCUCACUGAUGCAUAUGCACAGAUCCAGAGCAGCCAUUGUUGUCUUUCUUCCUGGUCAAGUGCCCUGUUCCUCCAUUAGACUUUCUGAUGAGGCGUCUUUGAUGUUUGUGUAAUCAGAGGCAGAGACCUUCUCAAAGCAUCUAUGGCAACGCAUCAUUUCUACUGAUACGUCCUCGUAUUAUGGCGCUGAGUGGCCGGCUGGCGUUACUUAAAUUCAUGAAUGCACGCUCCUUUUUCAAGCAGAAGUGCGGGUCUUGUAGGCUUACGCAGGCAAUUAUAAUAAGAGAAUAACUUGUUUUGUUAUUGAAGAGAUUGAAGCCGAGAAAAAAAACAAAAAACGAUGCAAACAGCCUGGGCAGUCAUGAGCUUUAUUUGCUGCCUGACUUUGUGUUUGCAGGCACACAACCAGGGGAUUAAGUGUAAUCCAGUUAAACACAGGUAGAUUUUUGGUUAUUUAGCCGUGUUUACACAAAACUGGCUCCGCUGAAGGUGUUUGAGUGAUUCUCGCGCGUGACAAAGAACCCAGCGGAUGCAGCGGAGAUGGAUCAAAUCUGCACACAUAGCUGCACACGAGACAGCCCAAACAAAUUACAAUCUAACUCAGACUCGAUCUCGCCAAAAUUGUAUUGACUCUCCGGUUUAAAGCAAACAGGGCUAAAUAAGUUCAUUCCUGCAGAGAAGCAGUGAGCUGUUUGUCAAACUUAAACACAAAUGCACAAUAAGGAAAAGCUGUGAUCUUUCUUAGAAACUGCCCUCCUGCUGCGCUAAAGCAAAAUUAGAAAAAAAAAAAGAAAAUCUCUUAAAGUGACAGUCUUUAUUUUUUUUUACAGAGCUAAUUAUUACUCCCCUCAAAAUGUGCCCAAAGCGGUUUAAGAUAUAAUGAUGCGUAGGAGAGAGAUCUAAUGUCUGAUAAUGAUUUGAGACGGAGUCAGAGAGGUAAAAAAUGUUGCUGGAAAUGUUUAGGAUUUCCUGCCCGGACUAGAUCACAAUCUGGUUUUUCUUGUGUGUAAACAUGCUCCAUCGGUGACCUUUCCUCGUGGUCACGUUGUCUUAGAAAUUCUGAGAAGCGCUGUCACAAUUCGGCAUGGCUCAGUUUUAGGUUUUAUCGCGUUUGAAUGGUGACUCUGCUUGUAAACAUCCUCUCUUUGCGGGGUUACAUAGAAACAGUGGGCAGCUCCUGGUCUGCGUGCAAGCCGUGGAUCCCGAGGAGCUGUGUAUGUGUGUGUGUGUGUCUGUGUGGCAAUGAAGCACAUCUUUCCCUCCCACUCAACACCCCUGUCCCUUCUCCCACUCACUAACCCUCUUCAACAAGGAUUUCUCUGUUGUGCGUGCCCGUGAUCCUGCUGUGUCUGCCUCUCAUGCGUGCCCCUGGACUCACACACCAACAUUUCUUUGUUUCUCCCAGCAACUCCUCUCCUUCUCUGUCUGCCAUGUUUUUUUUUCUACCCGUCUGUGUCAUCCCUUUCUCCCCCCCUUGUUAGCACACCUCCGAUUUCCAACAUGGCACCUUGUCAGCAAAUCAGUAAGUAAAUAUUUAUCAUAGAUGUAAAGCGCCACGACGCGUCAGCUAUCUGUCUCUUUCUUUCUUCUUGUCCCAGUCACACAGUCACUUCCUGGUUGGGCCAGAUGGCAGGUGGGGUUUUCAUGGAGGGAGGGGGUGUGUGUGUAUGUGUGUGAGACAAAUGGAGCAGGCUUAGGCCACUGAGUACAAGCUGCUCCCAUGGCCUUCACACAAGUCUCGCAUCAGUAGAGCUCCUACAGUUGCAUCACCAGGCAACAGCGAGACUUUACACCGUUCAUACAUCUAUUUGAAGUGCAGGGGCUCGACCUCGACUAAGACUGGACUCUAACGUACAAAAAUACAAUAGUGCAAGUUGACUUAACAUGUAGAAUGUGAAAUAUGAAGUCUGUUUCGCUGCUGCAUUUCAAAUAGUCAACCUUUUUUAGGUGAAACUGUGAUGUUUUCUCAGCCAGGAAAUGAUAAGACCUUGAAUGUGGAAUUUCUUGUGUAAAUCUUUUAAAGGUCUCUCCAGAACCUUGAUUUGAAAGGCAGUUUUAUAAGUUCAUUAUGAAGUGUGUUUGCUCUGCGCAGCAUUCAGGGCCAUUAAACCUUUCCACUAGGUUGUUAUGCAACAGUCUUACAAUGAGUAGGCAGAUAAAUUGGACGCGGCAAUAUCAGAAAAAAAAAAAAGAUGACAAGAAAAUUUCCUCUGAAAAGCUCUCGUUCAGUAACCGUGUAGUUAGGCUCUUUUUGAAAAUCAAAUUAGAGGAAGUAAUUUUCCUUUUUAUGUAUUCUGACCUUUUCCUAAAAGGUGUGAGCUUUUCUAGUUCCAAAUUAAAAAGAUAAUCCACAGCUCUCCGGUAAAGCCUACGCUAUAAUCAGUUUGUCUUGUUAUUCUUUUUUUUAAGGGAUGGCCAGUGAAAAAAAGGUCACGGGUAGCUUGAUCAGGAUGUGGCGCUGCACACUCACCGAUAUGCAUGAGAGUUUCGUUCAUUUUGCGGUGGUUUCAUGGAGCUUGGCUCUGAUCAGUAUCCACACACUGCUUUAAUGGUGUAUUUCUCAGUGGUUUAGUUUCAUGGUUAUCAUGAGGAUGUGUGGGAUUAGUCAACUGAACACUUAAAUAUUGUCACUCUUGCUUGUUUGCCCUGGAAUUACUACUGGGUUGAACUAAUUACCGUAAUGCCCCAAAUAUGAGACAGAUGUUUUCUCAUAAUACAUCUGAAAAAGUGGGAUUGUCUCAGAACAAGUCAAAUCUUAUGCAAUGUUAUGGUUGUGCAUAUAAUAUUGGCUCUAAAAUAGAACAAUACAGUAUGGUGACUUGCUGUAAAAUCUACUCAUUUCGUGAGACAGUCAACUUUCAGGGCAGAAUCAAUCUGUUUCUAUGACAUCUGAUGGCUUUUCUGUCCCAUAGAGAAGAUUCAGACAUUAUCCUUAUCUAAUUUCUCAAAAUCAAAAGUUAACUCAUGGAUUUAUCCAAUUUAACUUAUUGCAGUAACAGUAGCUCUUUUUCUGUGCCCACACAAUGGAAAUGAUAAUGGUUGUUUUGUAGGUGCCUAAUUUACACGUAGUCUUUUUUUUUUAUUAUUUCAUUUAACUGUGAAAGUUUUAUUUCAAGAUAUAAAACAUUUUAUUUAUAAACUGUAAAACACUGGCUGACCGAUAUUCUCAAGGAGUAAUUUACUAUUAUCUUCAAUUAGAAUUUCUGUCUGUGUAAAAACAAGCUUUGGUUUUCAAAAAUUAAUCUCCUGAAUGUUUGUGUUGAUAAAGAUUAAUUAUAUUUGUGAAUGCAAUGCUAAUAGAUGUUUUGACUAAGCUGUAAGAUGUAGCCUAAUGGGUAUGCAGUGUGUCUAUGCACAUAAAUAUAGUAGUUGUGAAAAAAAGAAGACCUGGUUUUGCAAAUAUAUCCCCUAUACUUCUUUUUAAAGCUCAAUUUACACAGUCUGCAACUUAUCACCAUUAAAAAAAUCAAGUAGUUUCCUCAUGUUAUUGUUAUUACCACCUGUAAAGGAUCAGAAGGAGAUGAGCUGGAAACCACUGGUAUGGAAAUUCACAUGUCGUGUUUAUGUCGUGUCAAACCCCACCAGCAGGGGGCUUUCGCACUUAAAUGUCGUAAAGCUAAAUGCUCUGUAUCUGAAUGUAAAUGAAAACAAAUGAGCUUUUAAUUUAUUUAUGCAUUUUUGUUUGUUUAUCUUUAGACUAGACAGCUAGUAGCAGUUUAAUUUCCAUUUUAAGGACUUGAAAAUUAAAGAUUGAAGAACAUCCCAGAUUAGCGACUAUGAUCCAUGUGUGAGCCGUCCUCCUGCUGUUGAAUGUCGAUCAACAGCAGCUUGUUAUUGUUGUUGUUUAACAGCUUAUGAUGAUAAUCUAGCCCUCUAAAUCUUUUGUAGGGGAGUUUGUGCAAUUACAUGAAGCAAAAUAUUUCGUCAAACUUAAAAGCUUUUCUAUAAUGCUUUUGUUACUUUCCAGGAGAUUUGAUAUUAACCACAAAAGACAUCCUAUAAAGCCGUACAAGUAAAGUAAUCCAACAGGAGAACAGCACAGAGCUCGUAGAGACACAGUGUUAAAGCUUGUGAAUGAGUCAUCAAUAACCCCUUGCUUGGCUUUCAAGGGUCACAAUUCAAAACCAAUGGCUUUUACCAGCACUGUGAUUUAACGUCAAGUCAAAGUCAGACACCGCCGCUUUUACUGCUGCCGCUGCACAAGCGAGAGCAGCUUUUAAAACAUCACAUACAGUUUGAUGGUCAUGACAGAUUGCAAGCUCCACCUCCGCUUUUGCAUAAAUGCACCCUCUGCAGGAUGUACGCUUGCACAGAGAGUCAGUGCCAUCAUAAAACCAGGAGGGGAUUGUUAUCAACCCGUCUCGAUCAAAACAUGAUCUGGCACAGUCUGCCUCACCGUGCAUUUCUCUCGCUCAAUGAGCCCGGCCUUUGGAGUGGCCUGUGUAGGUUCUGAAGCCAGGUUGUGUAAUGCCCACCACCCACUCGAUAGCUGCUGCCCGCUGAUAUGCUGCUACUCAGGGAGAUCACUUUAGCGCACAAGCUGGAGAUGGCCAGAACGAAUUGUUUCUCACUCCAGAUAAUGUACUCCCACCUGCUCUUCUUAUGUGGGUUUCACUUCUCACCUCGUUUUUGUGUGUUGUGUGACAAGAGGGAGGGAAGCAAAGCACGUCUGUAGGUGUGCUGGAGAAGAGGGAUGGGUGGAUUGUGCUUUCACUGAGAUGAAGCUGAGCCCUGAGUUGGAGGAAAGGAUUGUUCUGUAUUUAAUAUGCAUCCACUGGCAAACAUUCGCAUUUUUGACGAAAAGUCGACUAAAAAUUCUCAGCAACCAGAGAUUAAACUCUCACCGUCGUCUCGUCACCCUGCUGUUUCCACUGCCAGCAUGUGACGGCUUUCCAAAAGGUCAGCUGCAGGUGCAGUCCUCCCACACAUAGUGUGUUUGACAGGCGCUUCAGGUGAAAUCGCAGCCACUUACUCGCUCGCUGGACUCACUCCUGCAGAGCUGGCCUCUAAAAACAUUAAAGUAUGGUUAAUUCCCCCGUGAACACUGUGAGGCAUAAAAAGCCCACUACUGCGGUACCAAUACAGCCGCUCCAUAGAUUUUCACAGUAAUUGCCCUCUUGGUGGUCAUCUUGACAGAUAGUAUUGUGCUCCACCGUUCAAUGAUACCGUUUGUAGAAAAACUGCUUCACACAGGAGAUACUUGCCUCGUUGUGUCCAUGUGUUUGCUUCUACACUCUUGAUACAUUGCAUUGUUGCCAUGGGUGAUACUCCCAUAAGGUCCUUUAUCAGGUCAGCAGCAGCUUGGAUUUGCUUUGUUUUUUUUCUCAGUGAUAGAAGCUGCCUUUGCUAAAAGAAGGUCUCCAUAGUGAUGACGAGGCUUAGCAUCAUAGACCCUGCUGGAUCAAGUCAAAUGAGUCGCUUGGGCUGCCCAGUUGUGUUGUCCUUCCUGUAUUUUUUAAGAAUCCGCAGCAUUGAUGCAUUAAAUACAAUGCGCUUUAAGCCUGGUGCAGCAAAUUGGACUGAUGUCAACAGCCAACAGGGAAUUUUUUUGGAGUCACUGUGGACCUAUGGAUGAAACUAAAUCAUUAAAGCCGUUUUCUUUUUUCCUUUAUCUCAGACAUGUAAUCUUUUUCAUGUACCUUGACAUGUUUCGGCAGAAUCUUCCACCUUCCUUAGAAGUGUCACUUGGUGGCAGGUACAUAAAUCAUUAAAGGUAGCUACACUAAGUGUAAGACUCUGGGUCAAAGAGAAGCCUCAAGUUGGCAUGUCAUGACAAGUCAUAUGCCGGACUAUGGUGGGCAAUUAUAGUUUCACGUGUGCAGGAUUUUAUUUAGAUAAUAAAUCUAAAAGUCCAGAUCAUAAAAUACAUUUUACCACAUUCAUUUGUCUCUCAAAUCAAGACACUGGGAAGAGUUACCAUACAUUGUUUAAAUGGACUUCAAACUGUGUUAAACUGCAAGUGAAGAAAGUUUCAACAUUUGAUUGAAAUUCACAUGAAUUCAGAUAAAUUAAUGAAAUCCACUGAUUUGUUACCAUUUCAGAAAUAAACUGUUUAAUUAACUGCCCUUAUUUAGUGGAAUAAUAACACCAGAAGUAUCCAAUAUUUGCACGCUGUCCCUCUUAAUAAAGAGAAAGUUAAAAAGUCACCAUCAGUCACUGUACAUUUUGGUUUUGGACAAAUGUAGGUUCUUCAUCAAAGUGUUAGACAAAUUUAUCUCCCUGUAGUUAAAACUUUUUUUAAGCUGUAACACUAGAACCAAUGGAAAGUCAAUCCACUCAAUCAUGUAAAAAUAUUAAUUAUUACUGAAAAAUGUACAUUCAACAAAAUCAGGUCAACAAUGCUGCUCUAAGGAUGACUUGUGUUACCCAACCAAUUGCGACAAUUGGACUAGACUUUAUCAUUUGAACACAAAACAGUCAAGACUGAACAUUAAAACCAACCAAUCAAACCAGCAGAUUUUAAUCACUUUGUAUUUAUUAAAAUGAUAGACUUGUUUUGACCUGAAAUGUAAAACACAGGUUCAAUGGUGUGUAGAAAUCAGUUGAUGAUAUAUGUCCAACACAUCAAUAUCUGCAGUGUUGUCUUUAAAUUGCACAGAGUGACACAUUGUCAGUACACAAGGAUAUGAAUUUAAAGAAUAGCUUCUAAUUCAAGUAUUAUUUUUGACAGUUUGGUUCCAAAUUUCAAUAAAUCCAUUUUUAGGAACCUCACAACCAGUUGAAAGCAAGCCAUCACUACAUGUUUGUAGUGCCUGUUUGAUUGUAUCAGGGGAGUAAAGACAUCUCUAGAAAUUGGACACAAAUAAUAAAACUCCUUUUUGAAGUUGGUCCCCACAGUGGGUUUAAACAGCUACACAGUGUGGGUUUAAUAAAAGACAAAUGGUGGAGCGGAGGUUUACGAUACAGUCAAGGAGAGCUGAUUCUCCGAGCUGUCUCUCGAGGCUCGUAACUUGAGAUAAUUGCUCUCCAACGCUGUCCUCCAGCUCCCACUAAUUGGGUAUCUGCGAAAGUCUUUUUUUCACAGGCUCUGAUUGUAAUUCUUCCUGCUACAUACAGUUCAUAAAGCAACAAACAUCAUCAUGGGAAAAAAGUCCAUGUCCUUUCUGACUUAGAUUGCAAUCCAUUCAUUCAGCUCUUAAUUACUUAAUUAGCUAAUUGCUGAGAUAAUAAAUGAAUUGCAGCACUUUGACACCAGAAACAGAUGCCGUAUGAAUAGUUGUAACUGUGGUAUUUUUGAUCUGAUACUGUGGAUUGGUGAGAUUUCAGAUGGCCUUUAAAACUGGCGGCCUGUCAUGAAGAUGAUGAAUCCACUUAGUGUUUAGAGUUAGCUAAUUAACUGUUAAGGUUGUGUAGAUUUUCUUCUGUAUUAUUGAAAUAAGUAGUUCUCAGCUAGUACUACCAACCUUUCCAAAUUUACAUUAAUCAGUUCAUUUUCAUCCAUCCAUCCAAUAUAAGUAACAACUAAUUAAGGCCUAAUUAGGCUGCUUGAUAGGGGUUGGAAAAAAAUGGAUACAGCAUAGUAUUGCAAUAUUUUGUCUGGUGAUACAUCGUAUCGAUUUUUCAAAUUAAUUGCUAAUAUGAAGUCAAAUCUAUGAUAACGAAAAAAAUAAAAUCAACCAUUUGUCCAGUGAGGUUGGCAGAGGUGACAUCAUAGAGCAGGAGAAAGUUAAUACAACAAAUAUAUGUGGUUUGCAAGAUGUGCUACGUGGAAAUAAAACACAGUGUAAAUAAGACAAACGUAAAGGAAAGCCAAAUGCUAAAUUCGCUUAACAGUUGAAAAAAUUGUAUUAAUUGCAAUAUAUUGUAUCGCAAUACUCACUGUAUUGCAAAAUGUUAAAAAUCGCAAUAAUAUCGUAUCGUGAUAAUAUCCUAUCGUGAUAAUAUCGUAUCGUGGGGCCACAAGUGAUUCAGCUAAUGAUUGGUAGUCCGGGUUACUGACUCAUGCUAGGAUAGUGUGAAGUAUUUGUGCAGACAUAUGUGUGUAGUAAUUGUCAAUUUUUGCCCCUGUAAAUCAGUUCUUCUUUGGACACUAACAUACAUGGUUAAAAAUUUGAGUGCAAAACUAGGGGUGGCCAAUCAAAGGUGAAGGCCACCCUGGGCUACCCACCUGGACACACCCCUGUUAACCAACCUGGUUAACACCGGUGUGUUUAAAUAGCUGCACCGCUGCAGAAGAAGCUCCUCUGAAGAACUUGUGUUGUUUGAGUGGGGUUUUCCUCACACAUGUCUUAAGUAAUGUGUUUCUCCCAGUUAAAAGAGAAAAAAUCAUCCUGCUAUUUUUAAAAUUCAAAUAUAUCACUCAUCAAGACUCUUUGUUGUAGGAAAUGUUCAAAAAUGCAGUUUUGGCAGUUUGCAGUUCAUGACUUUGCUCAACACAUACCCUGAGGCAUCAGUUUCAGACAUCAAAAAAUAGCUAUGAAGCAACAGUCAAUCUUGUCUCUAAUGUCUGGGAUUUUUUUAUUUUUUAUUUUUUAUAUGAAGGCACUGAUACUAGAUUCAGUCUGUUUCAUAGACAGCUUAAAACUUGUUUCCAGCACCUAACUGCAAAAUGUUGUUUGAAGGUCACUAUCAAGUUGAACCUAGUCUUUAAUAAGCUAGCUUCUCCUCAGGGAAAUACACAAUGCCAGAAUUGUCUGUGGUUAUUUCUAACCAAAAUCUGCUAUCAUCUAUUUCUGCCUCCAAGAUUUCACUCACAUGUCUGCAUGUGUGGUGUGUACCAGUGUACUUAAGACUAUAUAUAGAAACAAAGAAACAGUCUUUAAUCACCAUUAGCCCUUUAGAAAUCAGAAGUCUUAUGAGUGCUGUUACUUUUUGUAACAGUGAUUUUCUGCAGACUCGAAUUUUGAAGGGAAUUCAUUAAUUAUUCAUUAUUUCUACAUUCAAAUCGCUGUGAAUCUCUGGCAGACCCAAAAGUAAGGAGCACACAAAGAACUUAAGGGCCACAAUGAAAAUUGAUCAAACGUUUGUCUUAUUGGUCGACAUAAGUACUAUUAUUUGCAAUCAAUUUUAGGUCUUGUGGUCACAUGACAUGGAAGCUAUUGAAGAAAAUGUUCAAAAUUUGCCUUUGAAUUUAACACAAAACAUUUAUGAGGACAAAUUAGGGAAAUAAAGGGGUGUGUCUUAUUCGUCGACGUAAGUAUUAUUAUUUGAAAUCAAUUUUAGGAUGAAGAGGCCGAGUAGAUUUAACCGUGCUAUUGCUAUUACCAGUUAUGGAGAAUGAGAAAACACUGGUAGAUCCUCAGUGAAUGUCCGACAGAUAUCCAACCUAAAACUAACUUCACUGCGGUAUUUACAUGAAAAAACAUUCGUUGCCUCAGCAAAUUAAAAAAAAAAAUACUAUGCGCAUGUGGGCCCCUAAAUACAUUUUACAAUUUGCUCACAUGUAUUUUUAGUCGCAAAUGCGAGUGAAAUGGUCGCAAAGUUGAGCCCUGCAGGUAACGUGAUUUUGGCUAAAAACUUAAUAAUAACAAUUUAAAGACAACUGAUAAAACUUCAAAUAGUGAAAAAACAAACAAAAAAAAAAGCGAUUGGAAUGGGACUUUAAACCUCUCAUCCCGUAGAAUCUAGCAGCAGGAAUAUGAGUUCACUUAUUUUCUAAGCUAUGGUGAAAAUGAUUAUGUGUAUGAUGGAAGCUCCCAGACUGGCUCUAUACUCAAAACAUGUAUCCAGCUUUGGGAAAUGCCAACAAAGCGGUUUAUUAAUAAUAAAUGAUGUAAGCAACACUUUGAAGCAACCUUUAAAGUAUUUACAAAGUGACAAUAUGCUUUAAAAUUGGACUUCCCUCACAUGGAUCCUGUCAGCCAAUGAAUGCUAAGCAGCAAAUCUCCUCUGACCUUUGCCCCCUCCCGGUCUCCCUGGAGAGUCAUACAGUAAAGGGUCACAUUUUGUGAUGGGAAACCAAUCCAUGUUGAGUGAUUUGCGGUUCCUGAAUUCUGAUGGGAAAGGGGGAUUCGACCCAGAAUUCUCCCCUGACGCUGUUUAACAGCUGGCUGCUGUGUUGUUAGUAUUUUCCCUGGACUGAUAUGACACUAGAUUGAAACAAGUCAAGCAACAGAGUGAAUUUAACAGUGCUGACAGUGCUGGGAAUCCUGGGAAUUCAAGUGGAGAAACAGACUGUCAGUAGUAUUAGGAUGAAGUGCACAUACUCUCGGCAAUUAUCUGUUUGUAAUUGCUACGACAAGCCGGAUUUGCAUCAGAGCUAACAGGGCAUGUUUAGAGAGGGAUACAACCGAGAGCUGUUUGGUGGUCUCAGCCAAUGAACUUUUAGUGUGUUUGGCACUGAUAGGGCCGUUCAAAUUAAGUCUUACUAGCCAGUUGAAACACCUCAAGGUCCAUAAAGAGGCUGAAAGAGGAUGUAGUGGAAAAACAAGGCAUAAAAAAGCAGAUAGUUUGAGUUCUUCUUUAUUGUAUCAGCAGAGUAUUAAAGUGUGAUUUUAUCAUUGAGAAAUACCAUUGUUUGCCCCCCUCAUUGUUUUACUGUUUUCUGUUCAUUUGUUUACUCAAUUUUCAGUCUUAAGCAUGGGCUGGAGAGCUGACAAGGAUCAGUUGUCCAUCCGUAACAAUAAGCCACAAAUGAACAGCUUAAAUGAAUUAGUCCGACAUGUUUAAUACAAUAACGCGCGCUUAUCGGUGAAGUGUGGUUUUCUUCGAGUUGGAGAUGCAUGUGUAACAUCCUCUCUGGUCCUGUAUUCAAGGUUUACCGGGAUGUCAUACUUGACAUCUAAUGGACAAUAUGGAAAUAAGCAAACACUGAUCCUCUCAGAGUGUUUUGAAGGUAUUCAUCUGAUCCUUCUCUGUUAUAUAAAAAUAGCUGUUUCACUGAUGUGUGUGUGUGUUUUUUCUUCCUCUUUCUGCCUUGCUGCAGUGUGUGGAGACAUCCAUGGGCAGUUCUUUGACCUGAUGAAGCUGUUUGAAGUAGGAGGAUCACCAGCAUCCACACGCUACCUUUUCCUGGGGGACUACGUUGACAGAGGGUAUUUCAGUAUUGAAGUGAGUGUCCGUGUGUUUUUUUCCGAUUUAUUUAUUUAUUUAUUUAGUCCUCGCGAAGGGGCCUAAUCAAGUGUGACACGCGCCAUGUGCCAAACAGAAGCUGCGUUUAUUAAUAGCUUUUCUUUGAGCGUAGAUCAAAUCAGGCUGCUGAUAUUGGAGCAGUAAUAGGCUUUUGUAAUAACUUCAAAUGUAGCCCGGAUAGCAAAUGUCACGAUGUAGCUUAGGGUUAUGUAGAGAGAGAUUUUUAAUAUGAGGCAAAAUACGUUUUUAAUCUAGGACCUUGGUUGGAAUUUACUUAUAUAUAUAUCUAUAUAUUUCCUGCCAUCUCAUCGUCUGGAACAUUAUACUUGUAUUAAUAAAACAUAUUUUAAUGGAGUGUGCUUCGCUGUCUGCUGAUGGCUCCUCUGAAGGUUUGUCAUCUCUUCCAGUGAGCCUGAAAUGUGCCACAAAACGUAGCGCAUAAAUGUUUCAUUAAAAGGCAGAACCGCCUGUAUUAUUCCACUCUGUGAAAUUGACAAAGUCUGCCUUGAUGGUUUGUGUUUGGAGAGUGUUUUUUUUUUUUUCUUCUUCUUUUUUUUUCAUUAUUUUUUUCCAGGAUGACACGCUAACCAUUCCCCAAUGCUUUUUUGUGUUCUUCUUUGUUUCAGUGUGUGCUGUACUUGUGGGCCUUAAAGAUCCUUUACCCCAAAACACUGUUUUUGCUGCGUGGGAAUCAUGAAUGUAGACAUUUAACAGAGUAUUUCACAUUUAAGCAGGAAUGUAAGUAAUGCUUCGGCACUUCAUUUUCUUACCUUUGAUCUAAAUUGAGUCUAAGCAGUCUGGUUUGUGGAUCCCUGCACAGAGCCAGUUAUUCUUACGAAAAGCUGUUUAUUAUGCCACCAACCUCAAACGCUCACUUAGAAGUGCCCUCUGGCCUGCUGCUGGAUCCAGUCAGAUUUUUUUCACUCCUCUUGAUAUUUACACAUGUCAGAACUAUUUCUGUUGGACUCAGACAGAGUUGUGUGGAAAAAAAAACACAAAAGCCCUGUGAAAUUGUGCUGCUUUCAAAAUGUGUUUGGGAAGUUUUCUGGCUCUCUUUACAGCCUUUUCCGUCUUAGUCUAGCACACUGCCCCAAUGUAUGAAAGCUGUGGUGUUUGACUUGGCCUGCUCUGCUUUUCCCUGCCCUGUUUCCCCCCAUGACAGGUAGAAUUAAGUAUUCAGAGAGGGUGUAUGACGCAUGUAUGGACGCCUUCGACUGCCUUCCCCUGGCUGCACUUAUGAACCAGCAGUUCCUGUGUGUACACGGAGGACUGUCUCCAGAAAUCACAAAUCUUGACGACAUCAGGAAAGUAUGUGUCUGAUUUGAGAGCGUUUUCUCUUUAAUUUCAUACAGCAGCUUAUGUGUGUGUGUGCGCCUGUGUGUUUAUGUAACAGCAGGUGUCCAAUGAUAGCUAUAAAAACACCGAGCAUUUGCCGAAAAUUCGAGCUUCCUGUCUGCUUCAUGUGUUUUCUGCAGUCAUUCAAAGUUAAUGAGGAAAGAACGGUGCUCGUUUUAGCGUGAUGUGCUGCGAAAAUAACAGCCGUAGUUGGGAAUGCAUGAAGCGGUUCUCCUAGAUCCGUCUCAAAAUACUGCUCAGGACUUGGACACGAGGGAUUGCAAAGCACCGGGUCUGGUCCUCGCUCUGAUUAAAAAAUGUUGAAGAGUUGGAUCCUGCUUUCAAACUAAUUCAAUAACUCCAAAUGGAUUUUGUGGCUGCAAUCAGAGGGCAUGCAUAAUAGAAUCUGCUCUAUUGAAGUGUCCAUCAUGCUACUCGUCCAGUAAUCCACGCGCUUUUGUUCAAGAAGGAGCUAUACUUGGCUGAAAGCAAAGUCAUUUAUGUUCAUCGCUCCUGAAAAAUAGCUGCUCGAGCUUUUCAUACGACAUGAAAAAAAAAAUAAAACCCUUCAAAGAAUCGAAAAGAUGAACACUUUCCUUGACAUCUACACCGUAUAUCUUUUCAUCCAUGAAUAUUUAAAACCCCGUCAGUGUAAAUGUAAGCUGGUGUAACAGUUUCAUUCCAAUCAUGGCAGCCUCAAACCUCUGACGUUACACAGAAGAAGCACUUUUUUUUCUGCAAUCGCACAUGAGCUGUAAGUGCAUUUUUUCCACUCAAACAGGCUGACAAGAGUGCUACUUCUCCUUCCACUUCCACAGCUAGACAGAUUCAAAGAGCCUCCAGCGUACGGACCAAUGUGCGAUCUUCUGUGGUCUGACCCCCUGGAGGACUUUGGGAACGAGAAGAGCCAAGAGCAUUUCACACACAACACAGUGCGAGGCUGUUCCUACUUCUACAGGUGAGUAUUUUGUCUCCUACGAUUGGAUGAAUGUGAGUUUUUUUUGAGACGCUCUUUGAAAGCUUCUUUUAUCUGCUUCUUCCAUCAAAUGCUGCUGACCUCAUAUUGAGACAACAUGCGUAAAAGUGGGGGUAAGAAAGUAACGGUAAAAAGUAGCUUUAGCUGUUUUGACUAGAUUUUUCAGACCUUCAUUCUCCAAAAGAUAUGAAGGCUGGUAGUUUCUCGCUAAUCACAAACAAAUGUUUUAAAGGAAUAAUGGAACAGUUUGUUGAUAAAUUUAGAAACGCUCCUGCCAAAUUUCCAUGUCUCAUCCCUUCAUUCUCUCAGCCCCUGCUAUUUCUCCACUCUGACUUAGGAGAUCAAGUGUUGUUAGAACAUAGCGUGCUUUAAAGUAGUCCAAAAGUCUCCUCCUUAGCCCGCCGUCAGUAUUUAUGUAACCCUCAUUGCCUUCGAUUGAGCUGAGUAACUGAACAAACGGAGGAAGUGCUCGGAGCAGGCAGCUCUCACUGUCACAAAAUGUAAUGAAGUGGCACAUUACCGCCAGGCACAGUCCUGUCUCUGAGAGCGUUCGGCGCUCCCCGCGCUCAUUACGGCCUAAGCGACGCUUGCUCGGCCCUGGUGCGCCUGGGGCAAGCCAGCAGAAAUAGUCAGAAAUGUCCUGAGCCUCCUGAUGUGCGUUUUCUGUUUUUAAUAACAGGUGUUUAAUAACUACUGACUUAAUAGUGUUCUAAUGGCUGUGCUUAGAAAUAAACCCCCAGCAGUGCCGUUGUGUGGAUGUUUUCUCAAUCAUAUUUACAUACCUGAAUGUUUGUGAGCUUUUACACCGCAGAUUGAUGUUUUAAUCUGUGUUAGAAGGAUGUUUAAGGGGAGAGAGUGAACAGAAAAGCUUGUAAUGUAGCCUCAUUAAUACCUCAAAGAGCGAAUUGACUGUCAUGUUUGUACCACGCCAACAUCCUGCUUAACCUUCUGUCAUUUGGUCCAAAUUCCUUCAGAGUCUUGUUUUCAUCAGUGUCCUCAUGUCGUCUGCCCAGGGGAUGCUGGCUAAUUGGCAUCACACUGGCAUUCAGGAUUUAUGAGACGGUUUAAGCCAGACUGAGAGCGAGCCGUUCCUUUACACCCCUCCCUUUAAAAAACAUCAGCUUCUUUGUUGCUUCUGUCUUGCAGCGACCAAUAAUUUCCCCCAGCGCCGCGGGCACGCUCGUAACACUUUUACAAACACAAGUCAGGCAUGAAAUUGCACAUGUUUUGAAUAGAGUUGCUUUCAUUUUCACCCUUAGUCAGCACUUCGGUUGAUUCUGCCCGGAGUGAUAUCUGUCUUUUAAGGCUGUAAUCAACCAAAGAAAUUCCUGUUCGACUAGAACCCGACCAAGACGGAGGGGCAGGGGGGACUCUGACGCGGCAUGGUGGGGUGAAAAAUAUUCUGAUUCCAGCACAAGAAAGCAAUGCUGAAACGAAAUGAUAAGUAAUCGGCAAACCACCAGACGUCGAUUAACAUGGACGCUCUCCGAUCUUCUUGUCUCCAGUGGGUUGGGCGAAUCCAAAAUGGUGAAAACAAGGGGGGUGUUUUGAGACAAGAUGUUACCUGUAAACAUAGACUGUAUAUAGAGUGGACAAUGUCUGCCUCCUCGCUGGGUGAAGCCACUCGGAGAACAGCACCCUCUGGUGACGGGCUGCAGUUUAGGUCAUAAAUUCCGCCUCUGCCAGUAAAGAUUAUGAAGCUGUGGACAAACUUUAGAAAUUUAUUACACAGAAUAUAAUUUUUUCUCCUCCCUGCUUGCGAUGUUUACAUUUUUAAAAAUUAUUGGGGGUUCAUGUUUUCUACAAUUGACACUUGAUACAGGAUAUUGGCGUACAAGGAUUGUGUAUCUCAGUGGUCCCCAACUUUUUUUAUCCCAGGGACCAGUUUCAUGCUGGAAACUUUUUCCAAGGACCGGGUAGGGGCGCGGAGGUUCCAGUAACAAAAACCUUAAUCAGUACAUACUAUGUAAUCUGGAUACAACAAUUACAUUUUAGAUCAGGCACUUUUUAUUUCACUUUAACAUCAACUCACCAUAAUGCAGAAUCAACCCUUUCUAUCUCCAGUGAACUCUGUUUCUGGCUCAUUUUUGCAAGGGCUAGCUUGUGUUGCUGAUGCAGAAAAAUGACGAGUUUAGAGUCAAGUGCGAAAGUGAGGCAAUGGCGAAAGUGGUGGUCUUUCAAAAUAAGAUACUAGGAGGACGGAUGAAAAGAAAAAAAAAUAUUUAAUCAUCGUUAUUUCUUUUGGUGGUUGGGGACCUCUGGCGUAGCUCACCUAGGGGAUACGCUGUUUGAGCCGAGCAUCAUCACAACGACUCUCGGGCAAAUGUGCACAAUGCUACUGUGCAGGUGAUGAAGUGCGUACAACGCUACAGCGCAAUGUUGGUUUCAGGAAGUGAAGAAAAAACGCGGAAUUACUGAGAGCUUUUUGGCUUCAAAUCCGUAUACUGGUGGAAGGCUGAACCAAGUUGUCCAUAGUAUAUACAGUCUAUACCUGUGAAAUGGAGGUGCUCUGAAAACAUCCCCAUUAGCACUUUGCAUGUUCCUCCCGAAAUUAACCAUAGACUGUAAAUUAACGCGGAAAAAAAUGACUCAGCACGUCUCGACCAAUAAGUCGACCAGUCUUCUAGGACUUCACAGCCCUACUGUCUUUCAUCCCUUAAAUCCAAAUUAUUGGUAUUGACUUGACAAGCUUAAUUUUUGAACAUGCAAAACCGAGAUGGAGUCAUUUCUUCCACCACUCUUCAAGUUGCUCAUUAACAUCUCUGCCCUCUGGUCGGACAGAUGGGAGACGCUCUAAAACUUGAAAAUGCAAAAUUGCCCGAAAAACAAACUAGGCCAAAAUAUAUCUCCGGCUCCAUAUGGCAUGUGUCUGAAUCUGCUGCAGGAAAUCAAAUGAGAACUAAAACAUCUAUUCCUCAUUUAUACCCCCGUCUAGAAAAACAUUGCAUUUUUAAUUCCCUUUCGGCAACUGCUCACAUCCCUCCCAGCAGAUGUUUGUUGUGACUGUCAGGGACGCAUGUGUUCUCGUGUGGAUGCCAAAGCAGGGUUCUUAAUGAACCUCACCCGGCUUCUUCAAUUUCACUCUCCCAUGAUAGCUUUUCACACAACUUGGAUUUAAGAUAAUUUAGCUCUGCACCAAGCAUAGCCUCUGAUAAGCCCGCAUACAGAAACAAGCCAAGUUAAUUUGCUUAUAUAAGACUUUAUUACAAGCCUGCCCCCAAGCACUUUACAUUUAGAGAAGCAAUAAAGCUGCCAUACCAGUGUUCUGUGUAUCAAUCUUGACCCGAACUCCAAAUCAGCUUGGCGCAGUCAUCCUGAAACCUCACCAGGAGUUGAGUUUUUAUUAUAGAGAAAAAGAAGCGUGGCUAAAGAGUCUCAAAAACAGCUGGUUUUGUUGUAAAGGGGGAAAAAAAAAACGAGUGGAUUUUUCCUGAAAUGUCACAGGCCAAAAUGCAAGUUUGGUUUUGAUUGCUGCGUGUGGGUGUUGUUUUAUUGUUGUGCUCUGAUUUCUGCGGGGGCGUUGAGCUUACAUUACAGAACCUGAUUCCAUACUAUAACCUGUAUUUUAUAUAAGCAUGAUGUACUUUUUUUAUUGAACUGUUCUUUUUGUGCUUUCUGUCUGUUUUUUUUUAACUCUAAUUGCACUGUUAUUGUCUACUGAAUGACCUGCAUCAUUCAAGGCUGGGACACAACCUAGAAUUUCCUCUUUAUUGCUGGAAAAGCAGGAGAGCUUAAUGCUGAUUUGAAAAAAAAUAUACUUUUAUUUACCCCCUUUUAUUGGUGGAAAAAUCCUCCUGCGUUUAGACAGAUUCAAACGUGUCGAUUAUUCAUUGUUGGCUGUCACUCAUUUUGUACACCACAAAUCCUCAUGUCUACAUAGCGUGUUUUAUGUUUUAAAGGCAAUACCUUUUAAAUAGAAAGACGUUAUCUUCAUAAAAAGGCAUUUCCUCGUGGCUUGUAUUUCUUCGUUUUUUUUUUUUUAUUGUGAGCAAAAGUUACUUCCAGUAAAAGCUGCCGGUGCUGAAGAGUUAAAGGUCGAGUCUAGAAACCUGACACCGCACUGUAGUUUGAUAUUUGGCAGUGAGAGGUUUUGGUCUCUUUGCUCGCAGACUGAAUAGAUCAGCAUGAGCAUAAAACAUACUCGAACACUCCCCAGAGAUCACUUUUUUUCCCCCUUCGAAGGAGCAGUCUGUUGUGAAUCAUGUGUCAUACUUGACAUUUUUUUGAGUUUCAUUCUAAAAACACAAAAAAAAAUCCACCCGUUGAGAAGGAUCACACCUACUCCUCUUAUGGUAUGAAAGCCUGUUUAAAAGCUGAGCAUAUUAUGGGUUAUUAUUUAGAGAAUGAGUCAUUGGAUCUUUGCUCACAAAAAACGUCGGCUUUUUAGACAUUGAAGCGCCUGUUUUACAUUUCAGGCAUAGUUUGGAAAGAAUAAGAGGGCCUCCCUUCGCAGUCAAACUUUUUUAACAGCUACAGUUUGUUUUAGUACAAAUUUAGCUCAAACUCAAUAUUGUAGAUCCGCUGUUUCCCUGAACUCAAUCAAUAAUACCCAUGACUUAUUUAGUUAUUUCUAUUGAUCGCUCUUCUUGAUUUUUACUGAGGUUUUUCUCAAUGUAUGACGAAACCAAAUGUUUGUCUCUUUCAUUCAACAGCUACCCUGCAGUCUGUGACUUUCUACAACACAAUAACUUAUUAUCUAUCAUCCGGGCCCAUGAAGCGCAGGAUGCUGGGUGAGUGUUGUGGCAUUUCGUCUUCUCCCAUCACACUGUCACACGGCACAGUGAUUCAGACCCAGGAUGUUUGAUGAAAAGCCCACCCCCCCCCCACUGGUGCACCCUGGGCUUUACUCGAGCCUGUCUGGAGAGCGGGUUCAGUGCAGUCUGAACUUUGAGGGAAGUCGGGUUAAUCCAGGAAAUGAAAAUGAAUCCAGCAUGGGGAGUUAGUCGGGCCAGAUGUGAUGUGACAAACUUGAUUUGCGCAGAUAGUGUCAAGAAGCGGAAAGAUUGGAAUCAGAGUGAAAACUUUGUCACUUCAUGUUGUUUACUUCACUUUCAAACAAAUUUAGUGCUCUAAAACUACUAAACCGUCUGGUUUUCAUCAGAAACAGACAGAGAUUUCUGUGUUUUUUCCCCCCCAAAGGCGCCGAAAGCUUCUUUGAAACCCUAUUUUUUUUUAAAAACAGACAGGUGGGUGGAUUUGUCAGGCUGAUUACCAAAGGGAGGUUAAACAGGUGGGAUGCACAGCGCUCAGUUGUUUACCGUUGCACUCCCACUGCGCUGUCACAGGGGACACCUCGAGGUGGCUGCACCGAGCUGCUUAAAACCACACAUGUAAUAACGUUGCAGAGUUUCAUCUGCGGUUCCUCUCACUUUUUUCUAAUCUCUGCAAAUAGUUCCUACAAGGUGUGGUGCAGCAAGUAAAUCUUCGGAGCCAGAACUGUUUACCCAAAACUCUGUUUCACUCGGAGCAUCCAAACCACCAAACACUGCGAGAUCACAGUCGCUUAAUUUGAAUGCCGAGUUGGUUCAGCGGGAUGACUCUUGAGGGAAUGUUUCACCUGUAACACGGGGAUUCACUCUCCUGAGGCCACGCUGAGGCACCCCCCCUUUGCUGAUGAAUCAGCUCACAGGACAAACACGCAGCUAUCGUGAAAACAACAGGCCGUAAAAACUGUCACUGCUAAUCAUAUCCCCAGGGCCAACAGCAAUGAUUAAUGUGUGAAUGAAAUGUUGUAAUGUUUACUAAUGCUUACAUCUCCUUUUGGAUACCUACCAGAUACCGCAUGUACAGAAAGAGUCAGACCACUGGCUUCCCAUCUCUUAUCACCAUCUUCUCAGCACCCAACUACCUAGAUGUCUACAACAACAAAGGUAAGAGAUACGGUUUCAUACAUGAUUUAAUAGCAGCAUCUCCAAAACGCUCUCUGUUCUAAUAAACCUCAAAAGUAAUCAAUAGACCCAUGAAUGGCUUUGUCUCAUUGCAGUGAUGGGCACUCUAAUAGAAAGCGGUUUAAAUGAUGGCAUUAAUACCUACAGUCAGCCUUUCCUGCAAUCAAAGCAAACAGACAAUAUCCCCAUUGAGUUCUCCUCCUCUUACACCUAAGAGAAAUGUCUUGGACAUCCACUGCUCAGACUCUUCUAAAAUGUCACUGGCUGACUUCAGCUCCUCGCCAUUUUGUACUAAAUAAAACACAUAAAUACCAUGUUGUUGAUCUUUUUACAAAGUUUCGACCAGCACUCUAUAAUUGGGUUACUCUUUGAAAGAUGGGAAUCAACUCAAAAAAACAAAACAGAAAAUAAAUAAUAAUUUAAAAAAAGACAAUAAGCCGACAGAAGCUUAAGACUGGAGAUUUCAUUCUGAGUAGGAUUUGUAGAAUCAGCUUAAAUAACAUUAUACAUCAUGCAUUUUUGGGGAGCCUUACUGUUGUGUUUUCGGAAAUAUUAAAAUAUUGCAUCAUGGAGCUUUAAAUGCUCUGAACAAAUAUGAAUAAUGCAUAGCUUUACAAAGAUGAGGAGCGAAUAUUUGGCUUAUGCACAUGAGCUCAAAGCUCCUGAAAAAUGUCCCAGUGUUCUGUGGACGGGUGUAAUGUUGAAGCACAAGAUGGUGAAAUAUUCAGCCUGACUUUGCCCAGACUUUUUCCAAGUAAAAUAGUCAAGGUUAGCUGAUGUGAGAACGCAGCAGUAACUGUUCAGGUAGAAUUACCACUUCAUAAUGAGAAGGGGUGAUUAAUGCUGCAUUCCAGUUGUACUCGGAAGUUGGGAUUUCAGAGCUCUGAAUCGGAAAUUAAACUGGAACGCCCCCCUGAAGUUAUAAUCCAAGAUGGCAGCGCAGUGCAUCAACAGUAAAGAGUAACAGUGAAAGCUCUUGUAAUGUAUUAUUUAUUUGCACUUCUGUUUUGUUUUUGUGUAAUUAAAUAAGUGGUUUAUGUUGUACUGCCCAACGUCUCACUGUGAACACGUUGCUAUGGUGUUUAUAGAGUAAAACAUUGUGUUGUGCGUUGUUUACAACCGGUGCAGCUAACAACAACUGACAGCGACUAACAGUAGGCAUCUAUCUUAGUUUUCCGAUUUGUUUACUGGAACGCCGUCAACUCGGGUGUAGCAUCAUUCCCAGCUCUGACAUCAGACUUCUAAGGUAACUGGAACAGCAUAAGUUUAACCAUGUUAUCACCACAAACCUUGAAAAGCAAUGUGUUGCAGGUUGAAUGAAACACUCAAGGUUGAAAAAUAAGAAUUUUGACAGUGAUGAUGUCUGCGCAUCCAUAUCAUUGAAACAAGUGCAAAAACUCUCAUCAUAAGCUAAUAGAGGGUGUCAUUUGUACGUCCCCUAUAAUGUCACACCCUCUGUACGAAUGUCUCAGAGGUGUGAUAGGAGCACUAUGUGGUCCCAUUGCUUUGUCAACUCCAUGUCAGAAGAGGUGUCGCAGUGCAGAAGUGAAAGGGAUCAGUGUGAACUAGAGGAGCAGACAGGGUGGGACAGCCCUAUGUGUGUGUGUAAUUGUGUGCACAUCACUAUUACGUCCUUGCAAGUACAAAGGUGUGAUUACGCGCUGUUUCUGACUCGAAAUGUUAAAAAAGGUGAUAAGUAGUGAUUUCUCCACCAACAUUUCCUGAACAUUACUCAGCAGCUUCACUACCUCCUUAUUUGACAGGGAAAACUUAGCUCUGUGGCAGAUAUGCGGAAGAGUAACUUUGGAAAGUUGGUGACAGGCACGUGAAACAGGAUAAUACCUGGAAAACAACACUGGAUAAGAUUAAUUUUCAAGCCUAGUUCAAAUAGAAAUAUUCUUAAAAACAGUAAAUAAAUCCCAAACAGAGAGUCCACUGUGAGGUUUUAUUCAAAUGUAUGGGUACUGAGAGGUUAUUCAUGAGUCCCAAACUGAACUUCCACUGUGCAUGCUCUUCACUGCUCAGAUCUAUAAAACAUAAUAUUUUGGUUAUAGCUUUGAACUUGUUUCAUGGCUGGUUUCAGCCUCUGUGACACCGUCUUCAGUUUGGGUCAGUUCACGGAUGGAGCCGGUGUGAUAUGAAAUGGCCCGGUGCCGGUUCACUUGGCACCUAGUGGCACCCUAUGCGGCGCUGUGGUGCCCACGCAGCAAGAUAGGCUUGCCUUUGUGCUGUGAGUCAGCACUUUUUCCCCGGAGAACAGACAGUAUCUGACUUGGCUGUGGGGGCAUGUUUGGAUGGGGGCGGCAAUGGGCAAACCACAGGAAAUGGAAAUGGGAAGGAAAGAGCGAUGGUGCUUGUGCACGCUGUUUUGUAAUUCCUCUCGUGAUGAAAUGCCAUAACAGAUCUCUGUACCGCAGUGCUGCUGGUGUGAAAGUAUUACACCAGGGAGCUUUUGCUGCUCUUUUUCUUUUCAGGUGUGUUUCCUUGAUCUCAGAUAUUAGGUCGCUUCUUCUCAUUUUUUUCCCCCAUGAGCUGCUUCCUUCCUUCCUUCCUGCACAAUAAGGACAAUCAAAAAAACCAGCAUGGCAGCUUGCAUGUCUGGUGUGUUGUUUAUUAUUAGGACCCCAUUUGUGCCAUGCCAACUAAUCUUCCCAGGGCUCACAGUCAAAACAACACAAUACAAACAAACAUGCAAACAAAGUGAUGUCAAGCGCCUGUUGUUUUUUUUUUGUGUUUUUUUUUAAGUGUUGGCAACCAAUCGCCCGGCCGGCAAGUCAUUUGCGCCUCAUGAGCUCGAUAUGGAACAGUGGAAGUAUCUAAAAUGAUUCGGUGUAAGCUGAAACUGGCUGACCUUCUGUUGAUAAAGUACCUCUGAGAGCGGGAGUGGUUAUCAGAAAGAAAAGAUUACUCUGUUUGUUUUUGGACCAGACUUCAUUUAGGGACGCAGAUGUAUCUUACAACACCGAACUGCAUGUUCUUUAUUCCUCCCAUCGUUCACCGUCGGCCUGAAAAUAAGACAAACUCUCCUUUUACUUCGACUGAAUCCAUUAUAAGACAGAUCUUUGGCUUCAAAUACACAAAAAAAACAAGCAAAUAAACAUCCCUGGAGCGAAAGGUCUUGCCAGAGAUUUUAUGUAAAGCUUUUAAAACUUAACAAGUUGUGGUUAUGUAAUUGCUUGGUUCCGCAGUAUCAAUGGUUGACUUGACUUGACUUGAUGUAUUUCCCCCCUCAGCUCCACAGCUCCAUGCACAGCUAACCAAUACGGCCCUAUCAGUCCUGUUGAUGCUCUUCUAAUCAGUCAUGUGGGUGGGGUUCACUGGGAGAACCAAAGCCUCUGUAAUGAAUUGGUCUGCUCUUUGCUUUUUUGCUGCUGCUGGGAGCCCACUGUGCAUGUUGUGUGAUUGAUGGCCAAUCGAGUGGGCACAUAAAUCUUAAAGGGGAGGGAGGGAGGAGGCAUCAGCAGGUCCCAUCAAUACAGCACUGGGAGCUAGCCAGAUUAACCAAUGAGACCUCUCCAGUGUAGGGGGGGAAAGAAAGUAGACAGAAGCACACUUCCCCGUCAGAAAGGAGGAGGCGGAGGAUAUCUACGAGGUACCAGAAAACUCCUCCACUAGAAGUAAAUUAGACUCGCAGCUGAGUCAGGAUAAUCAACGAGAAUGAUGCGCGAGAUGUGAUUCUGAAAAGAUGAAAAAAAUCCAGCCUUAAGAUGCCAUCCAUCACUCCUUUUUCCUCACAAGUCAAACUGUUGGCUUUGCACUAAGUGUCAGGCGCUGCCCAGCUGUCCAUCAACACUCUGACCCCCUUGCACCCUUUGCACCCCUGAGCUGACAGUGGAGCUGCGUUAAAUGAAAACACAGCAGCGGUGAUUUAGCACUUUUGAGCGCUCGCAGUGGAGAGAGAGAUGCAGAUGGAGAUGAAAAGGAGGAGAGGUGUAGCUGGCGGUUGCACACUUCAGAGAUUGCUCGCGGUUUUGUAUUAAUGGAACGUUUUCUGCUGCAUCAGUAUUGACUGCGACUGAAUCCUAACGGUUGCAGUGCUUGGAUGGAAUAAAAGCUAAAUGACAGGUAGCUGCCAACGCUUUUGACGCUGAUUUUUUAUUACACCCUGGAGACAGUGAGGGAUGGUGUGGUUAGAUCCAUCUCACACCUGUUAAACCUUAUAUAACCACAUUAAUGUCUCGUUCUCUUCUCCCGAUGACGACGUGGAAACAGAAAUGCUCCGAUCAAGUGGAAAGAAAAAUGUGCUCUCACCAGGAGAAUAGGACAGGUUAUCACUCUGGUUCAUUUUCAGGUCAAACCGGACGUGGUUCACUCUUUGUUCACCAUUUCCUGCCUGUGAUCAUGUGAUUAGAGUAGAGGGGAAACGCAGUGGUAUGAUUGGCUCCUGGCCCCGCCACUGGAAUAAAUAGCAGGAUAGAAGCUAGGACAGCGAUGACGCCAACACAGCAGGGAAUUCACCCCCCCCUCCUCUCGUCAUGAGCGCAAGCAAGAAGCGUUUCCCCGGCUGCAGAUGCCCACCCAUCUGUUAUCACGCUGGUCAUGACUGGGUUUCCCUUCAAUUUUCUGUAAACGUGAUUGAAUUCAAAAACUUUUCAGGCUGCAUCAAACAAGAUCAAUGAGCUGUGUAAUCAUAUGUUGGAAGACUAAAUCAACUGAGAUCCAAACCUCACAACAGAAAUCUGGAGAGAUAGUUGAUCAUUAUGAUGAUUUUCUUUCGAUUUGAUUUCUUUUUAUUGAAGGCAAACAAGAUUUCAUCUUUGAUCGUAUUUCUCAAAAAGAAACUUCUCCAAAUACUUUGUUUGAAGAUGUGUUUAUUAGGGGUGCACUGACUUAUGUGAUACAAAUGCCAAAAGGCUAAAACAUACAGGAUCCAUGUUGACGGCGUAACGUCAGCGUCGCGUAUAGGUUGCCAUUUUAAUCAAUGCAGCAUUGCAUACGUAUCAGAUCCGUCACAGCCCUGUAUCAGAAGUGUAUAGAGCGCCGCUCUGCUAAAGAUUCGCGCCAACUCUGUUUUUGCUGUGCCACGCUUCCAAGGCACACCAGUCACCUCAGAGAAGAUUGUUCUUGACAGGAUAUCAAGCAUGAAAACCGUGCAUGUCAUCCGGUAUUUCAAAAUAAAACACCUUAUGUGGACUCCCGACUGUGUAUCAGUUCAUGUAGAUGAGAAAAACUUCCUGGUUAUGGAUUUAUCAGUAACACAGAACAAUCCGAUGGUCAAUCCCUGAUCCAUGUGGACCCCAAACGGACUUAUAACUGCUAACUUUGUCUGAAGGUAACUGCACAGCAUAAAGGAACAUAGUUUACUUUAUUAAACACAAGUAAACCUGCAAAAACUGAAACUUUAAUACCUUAUCACGUUGCUUUUUCACAUUUAGUAGAGGCUCAACCGUCACUGAACAAUAUCCAAAUUAGCAGGUAAUAGACCACAGAAAGGCAAAACAACCUGUUGUGAGCAUGUUGGUUCCUCUAUACUAGGGCUUGACCGAUUUAUCGGUGAACCGAUUAAACCGGCCAAUUUUAGCCCGUUUGAGACUAAUCAGUAAUCAGCCAAAACUCGCCGAAUUUCGCUGAUAUUUUCAGAAAUAAAAUGCAGAGAAUAAGAUUCGGUUUCACUUCGAAAAUUUUCCGCCAUUUGAAAACUUUUGAAAAAUUUGAACUUAUCCUGUAGAUGGCGCAGUGACCUCAUGACGAUCUUCAUCCACUAACUACCUCACAGCACAGCAGAGUGACGGAUCUGAAGCAGGCAGCUCAAUACACAAUAAGUCAACAAGUUUCAGUUCAACCCACUUCACGAUGUUCCCCGCUGUGCUGGUCUCGGUCACGCCGAGUUAACGGUGAAGCUCCAUGUAAUAUGCAAGCUAAAGUUAGAGUUAGCCACCUGCUAUUAGCCUUGCUACACUGUUAGCCGUGCCAGUAACGGUAGAAUAAACAACAGUACACAUUACUUGAUCGAGCCACUUCUCUUAAUGAGGCAGCUGCAUGUCUCUGCAUGAGUAACGUGAGUUACGUCACGGAGGCACCGAUCGGGGGGUGGAAAAGGACAUACACUUUUGUGGACAGAAUAUUACAGCAUUCAUCCAAGUCCCUGAAGUGGGUGAUCUGAAGUGGCGUGCAACUCCUGUCCAAACAGCGUACAGUUAAAUAUGAUGACAGGGUUAUGUCAGAGCUCCAGAUGUUUGUGGUGAACUUGAUCAUGUUGCAUAUUUGAACUUUGCUGCAAAAUUUUGGCACAGAUUUUAGCUAGCAUUCUUAAAAAAAGAUCAUAUUGCUGCCUUUGCAUGAUAUCAAAAAACAGGUAAGACGAUUAGCAACAAGAUUGAAGUUUACAUAUCCAGAUUUUUUAAUGCCUGAAACCAGAAUGAGGGGGUAGGUGUCAGGCUUGCAGCAGGAGCUUUAAGUAAUAUGUGCUUUACAAUGCCGCCACCACCUCUAAGAACAUUGACUCUGCAGAUAUUGAAUAAUAAGUCAUCAAGCAGUCCUCCUAAAAAGACUCAAAUAUGAGGUUGAAAGGUUCACAGACAGUUGAAUGAUCUUCACAUUUUUUGUUUGUUUUAGAAAAUGUGAUUUGGGCUUAUAAACAAAUUCCUAAAAAGAAGCCCUCUUUUACUAAAAAGACCAUAAAAUACAGUCGAAUGUUCGAGGCGAAGGAAAAAGUUAACCUUGUGUCAAGAUUUUUAUUCAAGCUAUUCAUGUCUAAAAUAGCAGCCGGCCCUCAAGGUCUUUCUUAAUCCAAAAUAUUUCAAAAUAAAAGCUUCUCACAUUUUGUAAAGAAGACCAGAGAAUGCAUAUAAAGCUGGGGAAAAAUGAUGAGUGGACUUGGAGUUCCAGUUUCUUAUUGAAAAUUAUAUAAAAUCUUAUGUGAGAUAGAUAUUGUUUCUAAGUAAUUUGUUAUUAUGAAAAGCCUCCUUCAUGCAGGAAGAGACCAUGAGAUGCACUUUAAAGGUCCUGGAAGCUUGUAAGUGGACACUUAGUGAAGUUUUUCAGAACAAAUUAGUUGAAGGCAAAAAAACUAUUUCCAUUUAGUGACAAGGACAAAAGCUGAGGAUGGUUGUUUCCCUCAGAGAAAGGAUGUGGGAGAACCUUGGGCUACUCUUUAUAAAACUGAAUUUCAAACGUCCUGUUUUCAGUCGAUGUCAGGCGGACUGAACCGUCAUUUGUCAUACAUGAACAGGUGUUUUGUCCUCACUCUAUCCUUGAGUGAUCAGGGCUGACGUUAAUGGCUGUCGGGCGCUGCUGCCGACGUUCUCAUUAAUUUCUUAACCGACAGUGAAUGAGAAACUAUUCAAGCAUUGUCCCACUGUACAAGAACAUUCAGUCCCAACCAUCCAGCAGUCUGACAUCUAAUGGAAGUCGAGGGCUGCAUGUAAUGGGCUGAGGAGGUCUAAACGGCUGAAAUGGAAUACUAAUCCACUGGAACUUGAUACAAGAGGCCUCAGAGACAGAUAUGCAGUCAGCGUUAAGCAACAGGGCAGGACAGUGGGAAUCUCCCCCCUGAUCCUUCGAGCAGAUUUAACAACCCUAGUUACCGGGGAAACCAGUUCAAGGCACUCCCUUAUAAAUAAUUAAUAAGUGGGCGUCUCCUCACGAUAUCUGUGUUACCGUGGCAGCAGGCUUGGCCUCAUCUACCCUAUUGAGCAGCACCAGAUCUGCAGAGACAUCUAGUGGCUGUCAUGCGGAGUUAGAUUUAACAGAGCAGUUUAUUACAGAUCUCGCAGCUGGCCACCCCAAGAGCUGUGCCCUCCUGCUGCAUGAGGAAUAAGUUUGCAUAAAAUCAUGCAUUCAUACAGUAGUAAUGUGUGUUCUCGUAUUAGGGAAGCAAAAUGCCGCUCUUGAAACUCUUAUCUGCAUGUUAAAUGGAACACUCAAAAGAAGAAAGUAGGCCUUGACCCUCUCGCACCCAGAACACAGCGAUCCUGUUUUGUUUUGUUUCGCACAGGGGAGGUUGUCGGGUGUCUCUGUUCCUUUAAAGGGAAUCUGAUUUGAAGGAGCGACAGCAGGGGAGCUGACCUUCUCCCCCGCUCUGCCUUUUUCCCUCCGGGCCUCCGUGGCUGCAUUCAAUCAAGUGCCUCGACCAUGUUUAUGCAGUAUGUGAUGUUUAUGCAAAGCCUGCCCACGCGUGCGACUGCUUUCAUGCACACCCACACACACGCAUUAACACCCACAACCCUGUCUGAGCGGAGUGUGUCAGAGCUAUGCGGUGCUUUUCCUAGUGGACUAGGUAGCAGUGUUUUGCUGAUAUUGAUAACAACACCACGGUUAUCAUACUGUUUGGGAUAAGGAGGUGACAGCGGUGGAAUCCAACGUUUUGCAACACUUUCAGAGACCACUUUGACAGCGUAGUUACUGCACCAUAUGCAUUUCCAUGCCUCAUCGGUUACGCACCCACAUCCAAUCACUAAGGCAAACCCCAGACCAGCGGGAUGUCUUCUGACCUCAUUUGUGUUACAACCGAGGUUAGAGCUGCUUGGGAUGCCAGGUUUGAUGACUUGCUAUUCCUGACCCCUGCGAAAGGCCGAGGCAGGAAAGUCCCCCCAUGGCGACCCAGCCUCGGUGUCCGCUUACCCAAGAUCUGGGCCACCAGACUGGGGUAUGAGAGGGUCUGGGGCAUCUAUAUACAGCAUGGAUAUAUUUAUGUUUGGCAGCUCUUAUGUGUUCCUCAGCACCCGUACUGUCCCUUCAUCAUGGUGCGCGCAGCAGUCGGUGUUUGAGAGUUGGUUUCUAUGUCAGUGGACACACACAAAGCUUUUGUGCAUUCAGUUGAAAAUAUCAAAUACUGUAAAGGCCUCCUGAGGAUUUUUUCUGUGUGCACUGAAAUGACUGAUAAGGUUUGUAUAAACCAAGCCACAUUUGUUAUUCUGCCUACACACCUACUCCUCUAUAUGCACAACAACACAACACCCACUACACUCUCCUCCUCUACAUGAUUAAUAAAACUGCUUGAAUAAUUUACAGAGGGUUAUGCACCAGACUUCUUUCACGGAUUUCCUGCAGUUUUGCUGUCAUACUGAGGGGUGGGCGUCCAAUGAGAUGAAACCAUUGACUGUAUAUAAAUAUGGAUGAUGCACCUCCGUCUCCCACAGAUAUGAAGCCAAAAUACUGUUGACAUAAUGCGUAUUUGGGGGCAGAGUCUGUGUGGCAGGGAUAUCAACAUUCCUCUCCCCCUGCUAACCAGGACACAUUUUUAACUUCGCAAUAAAAUGAAAAAGGUUCCUGAGAGCAUCAACAGAUACAGCAAACUAAGAAAGAGGAUUAGGGCCACAUGAAGAGGAAAAAAAAAUUACAGAAAGAAGAUUGAAGUCUUGAUUUCGAGAUGAAAAAUUCAAAUUUUGGGAUUAAGAAAAUAGAAAUUAUGUCAAAAAUAGUCAAAAUUUGAGAUUAAAAAUUCAAAUUUCGAGAUUAAUAUCAAAAUUUUGAGAUAACAAAAUGUCAUGAAUAAUGUCAAGAUUUCGGGAUUUGAAAAAUUAAAAUUUUGAGAUUAAAAUUGAAAUAUUCACGUAAAUUCAAUAUUUGUCAUCUUGAAAUUUGGAUUUUUUUCAGUCUGACUUUCUUAAAUUCCGACUUGAAUCUAAAAAUGUCAACUUCAAUCUCAAAAAGGAAAUUAAAAUCAAUUUCCCUCCUGUAAUUACUUUUUUCUCUUUUUGUAGCCCUAAUCCUCUGUCUUAGUAAACACUUAAAGUUGAAAUAUUCUUGAAAAUUAGAUUUUUGUAAUCUUGAAAUUCCAAUUUUUUUAUUUCAACUUUUUAAAAUUCUAUUUUCAAUCUAAAAAUUUCAACUUCAAUCUUGAAAUGGAAAUAAAAAAAACCUGCCUCCUGUAAUUAUUUUUUUUUCUUUUUGUGGGGCUAAUCCUCUGUUGUAGCAAACACUCAAAGUUGAAAUAUUCUUGUAAAUACGAUUUUUGUAAUCUUGGAAUUUUAAAAUUUUUCAUUUCGACUUCUUAAAAUUCCGACUUUAAUCUCAAAAUCCAUCUUGAAAUGGAAAUGAAUGAAAAAAUCCCUAUUGUAAUUAUUUUUUCUUCUCUUGUGGCCCUAAACCUUUUCUUUAUAGCAAACACUCAAAGACUAACUUUAUGUCGCAUCUUCUUUUCCAACCCUUCUUUUCUUUCUUUCUUUAUCCAGUGUUCACUGCACUGUUGGAGCCAAACAUAUCAACAGAGUUUGAGAGUUGUUAUUCCUCUUCUUGCUGGCAUCAAAUAGCAAAUAAAAGUACACCUCUGAGAAAAAUUAACACUCAAACUUAAUCCAGCAUAAUAAGAACUAGCUAAAAUAACAGAAAACAUGUUUGAGAACCGUUGAUUUUGGGUCAUUUCUCAUCUUUAAUUUUGACCCAUAUCCCAUCUGUUUACAUGGAGAAGAUGUUUUUUGACACGUCAGUUAUUUAGGGGGUUUGGUAACACUUAAGAUCCUUGGUAUUGUUUGAUCUCAAUACACUUGUUGAUCUAGUUGAUGUAGUUCAGCACAACAACAAUCCAUCUGUUGGAAUAUUCAGUUGUUUCUCAUGGUUUCAUGUCAGAUCACCGCAAACCGAUCAUCAUCCUGUAAUCGUCGCUAUCAUUACCUUAGCUUCCUGCCUCUGGCUCCUCUCUCCUUCCCUGCUCUCCUGAAAUUGAUGGUUUUCUGUUAACUAAUGGAAAUUGCCAGGCUGCAUGGAGCCCAAAUGCUGAGCCAUGUGUUUCUGCGAUGACAGACAUGUUUCACCCAGUGGAGGCGGUAAUCAAUGCGCAGAGGAAAUGUUCCAGAGAGGAGGGAAAGGGACAUUGAUUUUUUUUUCUCCCCCUCAAAUCCUGGCUACCUUUGUUUGAUACUUGCACAGUUUUUCAAGCAUUUUUAAAAAAUCUGCAUUUUCCUCAGCCCUCCUGUCAGAGUGAGAGAUUGACAGAUCCUGAUGUUGAUUCACCACCUUGUGUAGGUAGUUUCGCCAGAUUUCUGUACAGAGAGUCAUAAAUCAGAGGUUGACUGACAGAAUCUUGUGUAAUCUUGUCCGCAGUUCAGUCCUGGCGUGUUUGUGACUGCGCUUUGGCCACUUUUAUUAUCACAAUUGUUUUACAGCCAAAUAGAGAUCUGAAGCAACUGGCAGUUUUUUUUUUGUCACAAGUCUGCACAACACCUGGAGCGAAUGAAUCAUCGAAGAGGAGAUGAAAACAACAAAAGAACCCACAGUGAAACUCUAAGCUUUAAUAAGCAAGAAUAGCAGCGAAUAUUAAGAAGUAAACUUAUCUACAAUCUGACCACUCUUGAUUCUCUUCUUUGAUAUGUCCCCUGUGGGCUACAUUAUAUUUCCAUCCAUCAGCCCAUCACUCAUUCUUGUGUUUUGGUACUUAAGACUAAGUACUUUGUGGGUAACUCUUCUCAGGUUGAUGGCUUGCUGGACCGCUGGUGCCGGCUGCUGAAGCUUCACAGUAUUCCUAAGUGGUGGUUGGGAACAGGGUGGAGGCCGGUAAUGGACCUGGACCUCGAUCAGAUUGGAUAUUUUUCCAAUCUGCCAAAGUAUGAAGAAGAAAGAAAAUGAAAACGAUGUGUUGUACCGCUCAGUUCUUAUUGUUUUUCCUAAACUUAGGUGGUUUGUUGGACAUAAGCAAAGAGCAGCGUUUUAUUUGCUGUAACAUCGGUACUUACCUCAAAGCUCUGGGAUUUAAUGUGCAAUAACAGUGAAAGCGAAAUCCCUCCUUCAGUGGGAAUUAUGGAUGUUGACAGACAAAUCACUGAAACUGAAGUUUUCUGCAAGGGGUUUGCACCAUUAUUCAUCGUGUGUGUCCAGAGAUCAGAGAGAAAACAAGUUUAUUUCAUCAAACCUUACACAUUCAGGCAUGUUUUGACAAACACCUGCCUCUGUAUUUUUUUCCUCCCAGCGGCGGUGCUGAAGUACGAGAACAACGUGAUGAAUAUCCGACAGUUCAACUGCUCACCUCACCCUUAUUGGCUGCCCAACUUCAUGGAUGUUUUCACUUGGUCUCUGCCGUUUGUCGGAGAAAAGGGUGAGUAUUUACACACGGUCAGAUCACUGAGUUUCCUGAGUCAGUAAUAAAAAUGAUGACCCUCCCUUGAGAAACAUGGCAGUCACACACCCAGACCCUGCAAACAUGAUCAGAUGAUAAAUGAGAUUGACGUGUUGGUUUUAUGGGCCUGUUUACUGAGUUUUGCAUUCUCUCACUGCAGUAAAGAUUAUUCAGGCAUUUAGGUCUGUCAAGUUCAGUGACCCCCUCCUCUUAUGAGGGUGACACAUCUGUGUCAGUUAAUCACACAUAACUAUCAGUGACGCACUCAGUCCAGGAAGGCCUUUUUGGGCGUGACCCGUCCACACGGGGGCAAUUCCUCGUAGUGUCGCAAGAUUACUGAUGGACACAACUCACAGGGUGUGUGUGUGUGUGUGUGUGGAGGGGUCGUGGGUGCACUUUUGUGUGUCUAAAUAUUGUGUGGGAACACUUGCCUAGUUGAAUAUGGACAGAUUUGAAGAUCCCCUAUAGUGUAGAUUUGGUGCCCAGUAAAAAUAUUGACUUUUUUAUUUUAUUUUAUUUUUUGCAUUUCCUUUUUCUUAUACUGCAAAAACAUCCCUACUAGAAAGAAGCAAAGAAUUGUUAUAUUCAAUCAAAUAUUUUUGUAACAAGCAAAAAAAUCUGCCAAUGGGGUAAGCUUUUUUGCUUGACAAGAAUUCUCAAAAUAAGAACAAAUUUCUUGGCCCUGACAGACUCAAAUGAAACUUAAAACUAGACAGAAAAUCUUGUAUUAAUCUAUUUUUUUCUACAGCAAGCAAUGAAAAAUGAAGAUGAAGUUACUUAAAAUUAGAAUUUUAGUCUCUUGAAUAAAUAAACUUCAAAAAAAUACACCUUAAUCUCGGAUUAUUAAUGAGCAUGACAGCAGUUCAAAUAAGACAUCAUUUCUUAAAACAGCAUAGCAAAUAUAAGUGAUGUUGUCUUAAAUAAGAUAUCAAAACAUUCGCAUUAAAUAUAUAUUUUGCAUGUGGAAAGCAAGCAUGUACAUACAUAGGCACAUGAUUUUCUUUUUUUUUUCAUUUUACAACAAAAUUUAACAAAUGAAAUGAACUAACAACAGAAAACAUCCAGCCCCAGACCCACCCAGAACAUAUUGUACACUUAUCUCAUGGAGUUUUAGUAAAAUUUUAAGUGGAGUCAGAGGUUUAAUCUCCCUGAAAUAGACUAAAUUAUUCAACAAUAAAUACAAGUCCCUUCAUAUUACUCUAGUAAUAUGUAUUUAAGCAACUGGGCAACCUUUGAAUGCAGUUGACUGCACCAGAUCCUUUAUAUUGAGGGGAUGAAUAAAUGUAAUGCACUUUUUAAGAUUUAGGGCCUGUUACUCACUUCAAUAUAAAACAAUACAUCAGAAAUUAUUUGACCAACAUUAAAGUGUUUAUUUCUAUCAAAAUAGUCAAGAUUAAACCAAAUGUUACUGGAUGUUUCAUCACAAAAUCAAAGCCUCUUAAUGGCUGAAUAUAAGCAGUGCACAAGUAUUUUGUUUCAUCAAGUUGAUCUUAUUUCUUCGCAGUGACUGAGAUGCUUGUGAACGUGUUGAGCAUCUGCUCCAACGAUGAGCUGACGACUGAUGAGGAGCUGGAUGGUAAGAGUUUCUCACUGCAGUUCGCCUCUGCUCCACUAGAGGGGGUCCCCUAAUAAUAGGAGAUCCCAAUCCAAACGUAUGCAAAGUUGUCUGCACUGAGGCUGUCUACCCUGAUUUAGGAACAGUCGGUUAAAACAUGUUCAUUUAACACUUUGCAGACUCAGAUCAAUAAGUCAUCUGUGUUUUCUUUUAAAGGUUUCAAAAAUACCUCCUAUAGAUGUCCAGGUUUUCUCUAACCCCCUGAAAAAAUCAGAAACAGGAAAAUCCAAAUAUCUCAGUUUUAUAGGCAUGUUGAAAUGAUGCGACAGCGAUGGGUGUGGAUGUUUAGUUUUUCUUCACAGCUCUGUAGUGCACAUCCUCCGGACAGCUGUUAGUCACACAGGAUUUAUGAUUUUUAUCAUCACAUGAUAGUACCAAGUUCAAGUGUUCUGCCUGAUCUCGGGUCAGAGCUUAUCAGCAAUGAGAUGACCAGUUUCCGCUCAGACCGCCCCACCCCUUACUUGCCAAACAGGAAAUGAUCUCACCGCCCCCCUCCCUCCUACUUCUCUCCUUCUCUUUGUGUUUACUGACGCACACGGUCUAAAGUCUGUAAACAGGGGUGGAGUGUCAGGAUAUCAACAGAUUCUUUCUUUUCACAGAUAUAAAUGUUGCUGACAUAGAUUUGAGUUUGAGAGUAAACAAACGUGAUAUAUGAAAAGGGAGAGCACAAAAAAGAAAAAGACUCAGGCUCCAAAUACUCAGAUAGAGUUUCAGUUCUAGUGAAAAGAAACUUGGACUCUCAGGAGUGCCAGUUUAGGAUGAUAUAGUCUUAUAAUUCCAGAUUAAAGCUCCUGUGUGCAAUUUUCAGAUGAUCUUGAAACAGGCUGAAAUUGAUACCAUUACAUUUAGGGGACCUUUAAAAGCAAACAAAACUGUCCGUGUGGGAAUAUUUAUUAUUUCUUCAUAAUUAUUUUAAUGUCUGCAGUAGCUGCUGGAGGGUAGGUGUCUAUCAAAUAUCAUUUGUUUACAUUCUUGAUGGAAGAAACUUACAGUAAGGGAUUGGAUUAGAAUUGGAUUUUUCAUCAGACAGCACGAUCUUUGCAUGAGACUCGAGGAAUUGGAGGUGCCAAACAAUCGUUUCUCAGAGGAGCUUUAAUUUAAUCUCACUGUGAUGUUAAUUAAUCUGGAUUUGGAGGAGUGGCCGAUCAAAUAACAGUUAAAAAAAUGCUUUGCACCAAUCAGACAGAGGCACAGAUCUUUCACUUUUUAAGUAACCUGAUUUCCUCUAACGCCUCUUCAUUCUACACGUUCUCAUCCACUCAGUGCUUUUCUCACAUCUCUUUGCCUUACCAUCAUUUUUUCUUUUUCAUACUUAUUUUUCUAAUCAUUCACUUUGUUGACAUUUGGAUUGCUCUGUACCUCGUCUGUCUCAGCUACGAUCACAUCAUUUAUAAUCCUUUUGGUUGCCUUUACACUUCAUCUGCUGUAGUUUCCAUGGUUUCCAAUAUAUGUGAUGUUGGUUUUUCUGUCCUCAAAUUCACAGAUUUCACUCUCUCUCUCUCUCUCAUGCUCUGUUUUCGUAACUACCUUGGUUUACUUCAUCUAAUUCCUUUUUUUUCUGUUUUCCAGAGUUUUAUUUUGAAGGCAUCACUUUUCUUUUCACUUGUUGCUUUCUCGCUUCUUACUUCACCGCUCGCCCCCUUUCUGCCGCCUCAUCUUUCAUCCUUCAGCCAUCCACUCAUCAGCCUGUCUUUCUCUCUCUCUCUCUCUCUCUCUCUCUCUGUCUUCUCUUCUGGGGGUGUUACAUGAGAAGGACAGCUAAUAUAUCCCCCCAAAAAAGGUACAAAUACCAGCUGCACGGGUGUGUGCAGAGGUAGAUAGACUUUUGCUUGCUCUCUGGGUUUCAGUCUGUCAACUAACACCUCUGUUUAAAACAUUUUUUUAACAACACUAAUAUGGCUUUUGACUUCUUUCUAUUUGUUUUUCAUGAAGCUAUGUCAGCCAAACUGAAAGGUCAUUUUUAGGUAUACCCUGCACACAUUGAAAUAACCAGUGGUUCAAUGUAGAGUACAUUCCUGUGGAGUAAAAUGCUUGAAAAGAUGGUGUAAUUGACCAAGAAUGAGAGGAAAUCUCUCUGUAGACACCAGACUGUCAGCUCCGUCCUUCCCCCGGCCUUUCAUCACACAUCAGCUUCAUUUCCAUCCUUCAUUCUCACGCAUUUUCCAAGCUGGCUCUCUGGGGCCCUGAAACCGUUAUCCCGCACAAGGGUCCCCUUAAACAAAGUUUUGUUUUCCAGUGCUGGAAAAAUCCUGUUAAAUCUCUGCAACCCAAACACAGAGGAGGGAAAUACAUACAGUGUUCUCACCAACAUGCUGGAAAGACAUGUUUGGACAAUUACCAGUCCACUUAGAGAUGAUGUAACACGGUUUUAAAAGUACUACAUGGGGGAAAAAGUAUGUAGGAGUCCGAGGGACUUUUAUAUUGGUACAAUACAAAGAGGCAGCAUGAAUGCACUGAAUGCUCAGAGUUACUCAGUUGUCGUGACGUGUGGGUGGAUUUAAACUAUUUUGCUUGAUCUGAAGCUCAGGCUUUAAUAACAACAUUGUGUUUGCAUUGUGUUGAUCUGAAGCACUUCCUGAUGUAACUACUGAUCCAAAAGACCCGGCCUUUCUCAGUACGUACAUUACAGUUUAUUAGACCUAAAGGAUAGAGGCAUGUAGUGAUUGAAACAGAGAAAAGCACAGACGGUGUAGGUCACUUUAAACUUCAACAGGGACAUGGUGUGGUUUACAUGACUCACAGUUUGAAUGACUCUCUGACCUUUGACCCUCACAGGUGCCACAGCUUCUGCCCGCAAAGAGGUCAUCCGCAACAAGAUCCGUGCCAUUGGCAAGAUGGCCAGGGUAUUUUCUGUGCUGAGGUAUGCAAACAUGAAAAAAAAUCUCGCUUUUGUUCAUGUUUCACCGUUACGCUGUUACUUACAAUACUUGAUCACAACAAAAGACUGAAUGAAGUACUUAAAGAAGAGGAUUAGGGCCACAUGAAGAGAAAAAAAUUAUUACAGGAAAAAGAUUAAAGUCGAAAUUUUGAGAUUAAAAAAUUAAAACUAUGUCAAUAAAGUCAAAAUUUUGAGAUUACCAAUACUGAGAUUACCAAUAUUGAGAUUAAAAAUUGAAAUUUCAAGAUUCAGGUCAAAAUUACAAGAUUAAAAAUUUAUUAUGUCAAUAAAGUCAAAAUUUUUAGAUAAAAAAUUAAAUUUCGAGAUUAAAGUCGAAAUUUGAGAUUAAAGUGGAUAUGAAUUAAAUUGAAGUUUUGUGAAUUCAAUCGAAAUUUCGAGAUUAAAGUCAAAAUUACGCCAUUGAAGUUGACGCAAGUAAAGACGGCGAGGUCCGCCAAGCUGGGCAUAGGGUGCGGUAGGGGGAGGUGUCUUCUGUCGCCAUCGUGUGGCAUUGCUGUCUUCAGCCAUCUCUUGAUCUCUUUGACUACUUGACGAAAAUUGUAAUACGCCUCGCUGGUGGCGGAUUUAAAGGCGAGGAGAGGAGCUUAUGUUAUUGGUCAAUAAAGGCCUCAGCUGUGUUAAACCUAUUACACGCCUUCUCUCCUCCCUCCAUACGACUUAAGCUGCUGGGAGGAGCCGAGUUAGGGAGGGGGAUACUUACGCCAGGUUGCGCCGCUCACCAAAAUACCGGCACAAAAUAGAGCCCUUGAUUUAUUGUCUUUGCACCAUUUUUGAUUAAAUGCAGGAUUUUAUUUUGCACAGCGUUCAAAUAUUUAUUGAAUCAGAAUGGUAUAUAUUUCUAAAUGAUGUGUGUGUUUGUGUUGUUACCUCAGAGAGGAGAGUGAGAGCGUGUUGACGCUGAAGGGACUGACCCCGACAGGCAUGUUACCAAGCGGAGUGCUGUCCGGUGGCAAAGAGAAGCUGCAGAAUGGUAAGACUGUCACAAAGUACCCCGAAACCCCCGCUGUGGCCCCCAGACUGGAUUCUCACACACAUAAUUUGCCCUUACGCAGCGAUACCCUGAGAAAAGUGCUAGUUCAGCGUUCAGGGUAAACUCUAUACAUAGACUCCUUCCUUUUUCCCCUCAGUGAUGGUCCUUGAAUUGAAAACUGCUGCCUCAAAGUAAAACUUGGGAGCGCAGUUGGAUGUGUUUGGCAGCUCUAGCAAGUGGUUAAAUACUUCUAGAUGAUAACAGCUGCACUUAGUAGCUUUUUUUAUAACUGUAAUCUGUGCCAGUUUAGUCAAGUCUCUCUGGAUAGAUGACUGCUAUACCUCAUGUUAUUUUUCCAAAACAUAGUCUCAUCCUUCCAGGCAAUGCCAGAUACAGUUAGCAGGUCUCCUUUGUCCCUUGUCUUCUCUAAUGUCUCCCGCCUGAUGUCUCACAUUAAUACCCUGUCUCCCUGCCCCUGUCUCUCUCUGUAUUCCACUGGUUUUAUCUCAAAUAUUACCUGUAUCUUUUUCUUUCUCCUUUCUCCCUAGAAACUGCAGGUAUUAUCGGUUGUGCAAGUAUUCUGUUGUAUUUUUUUUUUUCCUUUUUCGUUUUUGUGACACAAAUUUAGAGUUCAGUUCACCUCCCUUCGUUGAAUUCCAAACACUCCCUAAAAUAAGUCUGACAAGCCACCGCAGCGAGGAUGUUAAGAUUUUCUGGAAACGCCUUUACAAACACUUGAAAUGUACUUGGACUCCUGACAGAAAUGGUCGCUUUAUUGUCCAUUCGAGCACUUGCUGUGGAUCUCAGCGGCGCUCUGUCAGAAUAGACUCUUGGUCCUCUGCGAUUCAAAGGAUGAAUUGGAAUUGACACAACCAAGUGUGAAUGGAAGGGGUCAAAGCUGCCGAUUGCCCUUCCAUUCACGAAAUACAGAAGAAAUCCAGAAACUUCCCUCUUCUUUCACAAGUUCUCUUCCAAAAUCAGCCAUAGCACUUAAUAUAUCAAUGGUGUGCUUCAGCUCAUCUGUCACCUUGAGAAGUGUACAUAAAAGACAGACAAGCUCGGCUUUCUUAUGCCGUUUUAAUGAAAAGAAAGUAUGUGUAACAUUUGCUAAUGGCAAACACUUUGAAUGACACACUGAACAUGCUACUCUGUUUGAUAAAGAGGUGGUUUUUAGCAUGCAGAAGUAUCACAAUCCAUGUCAUGAAGUCAGCUGUCAUAACACAGGUUUAUAAAGAGAUUUCCUGUAAAACGUCGCUUACAUUAACCUUUAAAGAUUCAGCUCAUACUAAACUUCGCAAGACUCAAGACAACAUGCGGGUAAAAUCAAAACGAAUUCAGAUUAAUUUAGACAACUACCAUUGGUUAUAAAUUUUGACUUUUUGGAUAACAGCAGUAUUAGCGAGGAAAAGUGGAGCUUGAACUCGUCACAUGUCCUCAGAUCUAGCUGGAUUUUCACUCUUAUCUUUUCUGUUGAUCGUUUUCUAUGUUCAAAAUCAUUGAUUGGCCUUUUCGUAAGUAUGGUCACUUGAGUAUGAUUUGGGUUUUAUUUUAAAGAUGGAGAUUUUUUUUAAUCUUAUUACAACAAUAUGGCAGUUUACUUUGAAAAAGACAAUUACCUUACAUUUUUGACAGACUUUAGCCUCAGUCUGCGUAGAUUUUCAGCCUAGUCAAUCUAAUUAAAGCUCCUGAGAGGAUUUUUUUUUCUGAUCAUAAAAUCGGCUAAAAAUAAUGCUAUACUAUUAAUAUUAUAUGACACUUAAAAGUAAAUGAUCCGAUCUCCCACAACUUUGCCAUGUAGUUAUAUAAAUGCGUGUAAAUAAGGUGUCAGACAAGUAUGGAGAAAAUAUUGAAUUAAAUUGUACAUUUGUCCCUUAAAACGUGGCAAGAUGUGACUUCUUACUUAAAAAACGAACAGAACGAGUAAAGUCGUGAAAGGAAUAACUUUUUCCAAAGGGGGGUGCUAAAAUGGCUGGUUAGCUUCAGGACAAAGUAGGGCUGGGCGAUAUGGCCUCAAAUCAGUAUCACUAUAUAUUAAGCAGUUCACCUUGAUAAUGAUAAAUGGACGGUAACUACUCCACAAGCUGCUCACCCCCUCCCACAUUAACUUUGUCUACUUCAGCCGCUAAAAUUUUUGAACUGUCCUCCAUCUCCUCACCUGUCUUUCCAUCUUUGUGAUGGACUGGAUGGGGUGGAGUCACGUUUCUGACAUAGGACAGCAUCUUAAAGUGGACAUGAGACCAUAGCCUACUUACACACAUCCAAAACAAACUGUAUUUAUAUUUUUGACACUGAGUAUACCGAUAUGGGCAAAAUGAUGUCGGUUAUUGUCAUAAAUUUCGGUAUCAGUAAAUUUUCGGUUUAUCACCCAGCCCUAGGACAAAACUCCUUGAUUAUAAGUGAAUGGGAUACUUUUUUAUAUACUUAGUCUACUAGUUUGUGUUGAAACGACAAGGGUGCUUUUGAGUUUUUUCAUUGUGAGGCAGAAAAAAACACAUGUCAAGAACAUGUGAUUAACUAUGAAAUAAGGGGGCAACAUCACAAACUCAUCAUGAACUAUAUUUGUGAGGCUUUGAGGUUUUAAUGAACUGCUUGAAAUGUUGACCAGCUGACCACCUGCAUGACAUGAAUGCUACCAAGUGUAAACAUAAAUUUAUUAUGAAGUUAUUCCAGGCUGUUUAGGAGUACAAGAGAACUUCAGUGAAGGUAGAGUGAUGUUCAGAGAUUCCUGUUUCAACAUUGGUAGAAUCACAUUGCUCACUGCCUCCACGCAGACAACACUGUGCUCCUGCCACGAUGUUGACUCCAUGAAACCAUCCUGUUUUACAGUUCAGCAGUCUCGUGCCUUUUUCGUAACCUUUUUCGCAUCAUCAUAACAAUGUGCUACGUAGUCUGUCGUACUGUUUAGCACUUACUUUGCCAUCACCUUCUGCCUCAUCCCUGUCUUUGUGUAGAGCAGAUUUACCCAGUUGUUUUUGUUUGUUGAUUUUUUUGAACUGAAGGAUGACGGUUAAAAAAAAUAAAAUAAAAUUGGUAAGUGGUUCAACAUCCCAAAGGUUUUCUCCCCACCCUCACAGAAAACAAACGUAAGCUAGCACUUUUGAUAUUUGAUAUCAAAAGCUGUUUACUGAAGUUCCAGAUUCUGCCUCAUGCUGCACACUACACAACUGCAUCAUAUGUCCUAUGAAAAGCAGUCAGUCGCAUUUUAACCUUUUCCCUGUUUUCAUUCUUUCGACCCUCUCCCUCUAUGUAUGUGUGUACUUGCGCGACAAUAAGGACGUAAUCUACUUCCAGCUUUCUUUGUUAUUUGCUGUGUUGGUUUGCAGUGUUGGUCUCUGCAGUAUCCAUUAUCUCUAUCACCACAUUGUCAGACUUUGUCAGACGUUUUCAAAGUACUUUAAAGAUGCAGUCCUCUCCAUGAGGUCGUUCGCUGCCACAAACAUUUGUCACCUUCCCUUUACAGACCUGGAACUCAUCAAAAAGCUAAGGCUCAUCUCUCUCCUCCCUCUCCCCCCUCCUCUCCCUCCUCUUCCUCUUUUCCUCCCCUUUUUUUGCUAACAUCCAUGUGUCCUCUGUCAUGAAAUGUGGAGUUGAAGUUAACCUUUGUUGUCGGCAUUGGCUGUCUUUGCUGCUCAUUGACUUGUUCCUGGGACAAAAUGAACUCCUCUGCUCACUUCUCUCAUUCGUUUUGCAACCCCCCUCUUCUUCUCUUCAGCUACUAUUGAAGCUAUUGAGGCUGACGAAGGUAAAUGGGUCUGGCUGCCCUCUUCUGUUGCUUUUCAUGGCAAUAGACAGGGGGGUCCGCUGGGUUUUCAUCCAUCUCGCUGGUGCUUGAAUAGAGUGUGUUGGGUGUUUGGGCUAACAAAAUGUGGCUUAGUAUUAAUAGAGCAAAAGAAGUAAGUAAUUAGGAAAUCCUGUGGUCACGUGUUUUAAAGGGGAAUGGAUUUCAUAGCACAGAUUUCAAAAUCACAGCAAUCACACUGUGAUUUUGAGUGAGUGCAAAGCAAACACCUGAUGUCAUGGUAAUAUCAACAGUAUAUUCACCUUUUUUAGACAAUCUUUAAUGCUACUGUAUUAGUAUAUCACAUUUUACUGGCUGUAUUGCUUUUUCUAUUUUAGACAUCAGCUAUGUCUUUUUCCAUGGAGAUUACCAUCAAGGUUCAGGGUGAAGAUUGCACUUAAGAAAAUGCAAAAUCACACUCACACCAUGUAGGAGGUGCGAAUACAAAGCCAUCAUAAGGUCAUCUAACACCUAUAUUCAGCUCUUACCAGAUACCAGAGGCACAAGCUUGAAAAAACAUAAUGUAUUCUCUGGAGUUAAGCUGGUAGAAAACUCAUAUACUGGUUAAAAUUAGCUCAUAGUUAGAAUUUGAAACGGCGUGUGCUUAGCCAGGACGUUAAAAAAGAACAGCGUCAAAAAAAUGCAGAAAUGAAGGUUAAAGGACAAAUUAUGUCUAGAUUUAGAGGAAGGGUUGAAAUUACAGAGAUGAGGAACAUAUCACUAUAAUUUUUUGACACAAAGGAAGCAGUCUGCCUUUGACUUCCCUUGUUUGAUGUAAUUGUGUCUUGUGUGGCUGUAGCUGGAUGGAAACAUUUAGUUUCUCACCCAGAGAUGCCAGGGUAAACCUGGGUGGCCAAUGGGUGGCCUUCCAUUGGCCGAACUUUCUGGCAUUUUCCUAUCAUUCCUACCAUUCCAACCUUUGGAUGAUUGCUCUCUUUCUAAUCUUAUCAUAAGUGACUUUUUUAAUUGGGCAAAAAUCACAUAAUGUUGAGAAUACAUAAGGCAUGUCUAAGCUAGUUAUUAGGGGUGGGAGAAAAAAAUCAAUACAACAUAGUAUUGCAAUAUUUUGUCUAUGAUCUAAAUCUAUGAUAAUGGAAAAUUAAAUCAACUCUUGGUCCAGUGAGGUUGGCAGAGGUGACAUCAUAAGAGCAGGAAAAAGUUAGUACAAAAAAAAAUUAUAUAUAAUGUUUGCAACAUGAAAAUGAAAUACAGCGUAAAUAAGACAAACAUAAAGAAAAGCUAAAGCUAAAUCAGCUAAACAGUUGAAAAAAAUUGUAUGAAUCGCAAAAUAUGGUAUCGCAAUACUCACUGUAUUGCAAAAUGUUAAAAAUCGCAAUGAUAUCGUAUCGUGCCCCAAGAACCGUGAUAAUAUCGUAUCAUAACCCAAGUAUCGCAAUAAUAUCGUAUGGUGUCCCAAGUAUCAUGAUAAUAUCGUAUCGUGGCCCAAUUAUCGUGAGAAUAUUGUAUCGUGGCCCAAGUAUCGUGAUAAUAUCGUAUCAUGGCCCAAGUAUGGUGAUAAUAUCAUAUCGUGGCUCAAGUAUCAUGAUAAUAUCAUAUCGUGGGGCCACUGGUGAUUCCCACCCCUACUAGUUAUGCAUUGCUCUGUUCAAGUUAAAGAGACACAGCCUGCAUUGAACUUGGUCAUUAACCAAAGCUACAGUCUUAGCAAGUGGAAGAUGACUACGCUGCAACUUAAAACAACAGUUUAGCUGCACAAUAAUUAUUAAUUUAACCGGCAAAAUCUGGAGAUGAAACUUUGUAAGUUUAAUCAAAGUUUGCUGUAGGUAACGCUGAGGUAAGAGUAUUUGAUUGAAAUUCCACACUAUAAUUUCACAGACAUCUCUCUCUUGCUUCAUGGGAUAGGGGUUCUUCCUGCUCUGCCCUCACACAAUCCAGUGAAAUCUUGCUAUGAAAGAUUAAAAUGGUAUUUCCCCUUUGAAACGGCUGAAGCAGUUGUGCAUUGUUGUUGCUGUUGUAUAAUGAUAAUACCAGUUUUCUUUAGAGUUGAAUCCAAAUCAGAAGAGAGAAAUGCUCCACAGGAGGCUCUGAAAUCCAAAUUGGAUCCUCCCUAAAACCAGUUUUAUUUGUACCGCCUUUGGCGCAAGAACAACCUCAACUGCGAGCUAAAUAGUAGUCUGCCAGCUGCUAUUUACGUUGGAAUUGUCCAGAACUUCCUCUUAAGCCCCACAGAGGACAGUCCGUUGUAGUGUCGAGACACUUCUCUGCUUCUCUCUCCAUGUGGAUCCUCUGUGGCCCUGCUGUGUCGUGUUCUUUCCUGUGAGCUGCUAAUAACCUGUGUCUGACCUGUGCUAUGCAGCAACACAACUACACCUCCCAUCAUGCCCCACUCUACAUUGCUCCAAAUUUAUCCUGAAAAUAUGAUGCCCCCCUCCCUCAUUGUAGAAAAGGGUCAUCUUAUUCGCAAUCAUAGUUUUUUUAUCACCAUUAAGACCCUCAGCCUUUUAUGAAAGGUGGAGGUGACAAAAUCUAAACCUCUUUAGUUUACAGGGACUGAAAUGGAUCAAGAUCGAGCUGGAUACCCAAUUAAAAAAAGGAAAUACCUGUUUAGGUUGACAAGUAUGAAGCUAUCAAUCCAAUUCAGCCGGACUUGACUCAUUUCAGUUUUUCCAGUAAUUCCAUUGUUCCUGCGGUCCAAAUGUCAUUGUGGCCUCCACCCCUCAUAACCUCCAGUUAACCCUCAAAUUGCUGCAUGCUCCAAGCAGACUUAACAAGUCGUUAGCACCCCAAGUACCUCUGUAGUGUCUUUGUACGUGAGCUCAGUCUCAACGUGGUUCGAUUCUGUGGAAGUGAAUGUCUCAGUGGGCUCCACUCCAGUUUUUCGUUUCUUUUUAAUCUCCCUUCCCUUGUUCUUUUUCGUCUCUAUGAUCAUUCCCUUCCUUCCCUUUUUUUGUUGUUGUUUUAUUUCCUUUUUUUUAAUCUGUGAAGUGAUGUGACGAUCUGGAUUUUUGGGGUCUUCAGGUGUUCUUGAAUGUGCCGGAGUAAAAUCACGACUUAUCUUCUCACGAGUAUUUUUGUUGACUGGAUACAAUGAACAAAUCCGACGUUCAACAUAGCCAGUGUACUUCUGUUAUCAUAUAUGAUGGAUUGAUGGCACGGUGAAAACCUGUGGACCCUGAUGCCAGACGUUCCCACCUUAGAUUUAGAAGGAUUAUUAAAUCCUUUUGUCUGUGCAGUUAUAUAAUUUUCAAACUCUGAUAAAUGGUGUUAAUUUGUUGUCCUUUCAUUAAAUGAACUCUUUUCUUCUACAUAUACUAAAUUUCUAAUGAUUAAUAUGUGAAUGUGCUUGAAAUACAUGCUCCUGUCCAUCAAAAACAGAAUAAAUGCAGUUGAUUGUAUAAAUGUUUCACACCCAAGUGCGUUAGAAAGAUAAGAACUGAUUUGUGUUGAAUUAUUUUUAUAGUUUUAGACUUCUUUACACUCGAUUCAAGGUACAGAGGGUAUGCACUGAUGUCACAUUUCCAACUGAUUUGUUCACAAAGUAAAGCUUGCAGGAAAUAAUGUUAUUUUUAGAAAAUAAUUUAUUGAUUUUCCUAUCUGGUAAUCUGUUCUUGCUCUUGCAGGAAUAACGAUUAGGUCUAAAACUUUCAGUUCUUGGAAGAAGUAAAAAGAUAUCACGAUAAUAUCAUCAAGAAAUGGAUUUCAGAUCAAUUUAAAUUAAACUAUUAGUUUAGUCUAAACUGUGACAAACACAAAAGCUGUAUCCUUUGCUCAUGGGUUAUUACUCAUCUUUAAAACAUAUUUUAAAAAGCGUGAUUUGUCUUUGACUCUGUGGAUGAUUGGCUGAAAUUCAAAGCGUUCAUUUUACAAACAAACAUGGAGGGAGACUGGAGUGAAAUCAGGUAAUAUCUACACUGUAUAUCACUCACAAAGUGCUGCUUGAAGUCACUGCGCGGCUUUGAUCCCUGGAUCUACUUCCAGAAAGUUUAGGGAUUUUUUAAUAUUAUUUUUAGAUCAGGAUCUUAGAGAUUUUUGUCAUUUCUGGACCAGUAUAGCUUUGCGAUGUAAGUCAGCAUGUGACACUAAAAAUAGAGCACUGACAGGAUUUUUCCUCAUAAUUUUGUUGUACCGUACACUUCCCUGAUUUUUAAAUAGACUUUUGUGGAUCCAGAGUGCUUACUUAUGUCAUUAGAUACGACCACAGUGACGUCAUGUACAUACCCUCUAUAGGUUCAUGUUUUUUUCCUUUAGUUUAAAGACUGAUAUCCCUUCAACAUGAGAUUAGGGUCUGCAGACUGUUAGCUUUGUUAGCAUAUUUCAGCUAACAGGUUACAUGACUCAUCAAGAUUGUAUGCCACUGAAUCUCUCAGCUUAUUGAUUUUUUUAAACAAGUUUAACAAAUAUGAUUUAGAUCUAAUUAUCCAUAAAGUGUUUGUUGGCAGAUCUUAUGACUCUAGUCUUAUUCAGGAUAGCUGUUUUUACCGUUUCUGGACGUUAUGGUCUUUUUAGGGGAGCUGCAUCAUGCAGUUCCUCAUUAUUAUGGAUGAGUUAGCCAGAGAACCUCAGAUCUUUAUUUUUGUCACAGUAAAACAAAUUUUGUGCUUCAACUACCCUCUGAACCAUGCCCAAACUAAAGAUAUCAGAGUCUGGUGAUGUGUGGGUGAAAGUGAGCAAGUGUGACUCCAUUCUUUUCAUCACUUAUUCCCUCUUUACUAAUAUCAAACCUGAUAUCUUUCCCUCUUUUUUUCUUUUUUUUCCCAUCAACAGCCAUCAAAGGCUUCUCGCCCCAGCACAAGAUCACCAGCUUCGAGGAGGCCAAGGGCCUGGAUCGCAUCAACGAGCGGAUGCCUCCGCGGCGAGACGCCCUGCCCUCCGACGCCAGCCUGAACUCGCUGAACAAGGCUCUGUCCUCGGAGACCAACGGCACGGACGCCAAGGGAAGCACCAGCAGCGGCAGCAACAUCCAGUAAAGGCCAGCAGCAGGGCGCCAGCUCGGCCGACGGGGCCGCCACGCCCCCAGCCCCAUCACGGCCUGCCAACACCGAAAAGGGGCAAAGGGUGAAGGAGUGUUUUAAGAGAGCGAAGAGGGGGGGAGGCAUGUACGGCUCACACUGGGGGGACAUCUCACUUGCUAGUCUUUGGAUAUGCCUUCAAAAUAUUAGUUCAUAGUCAAAUCUGCUAAGUUAUUGCCGGUUCACAUUUCUGAUUGGUCAGGCCUUUGUUGUGCUUGAUUGUCCACCACACCGCAGUAUGUCAGAGAGAGAGAGAAAGAGAGAGAAAGAAUGAGAGAGAGAGAGAUCUUAAAGCUGAUUUAUUUUCUUUUAUUUCUUGAAAGACCCUUGCUCAUUUACACCGAAACGGAAAGUCGUGUACCUUCUUACUAACUAUCGUACGUUUACAAAAAUACAGCACUAAAAAGGACAGAACAUGAGAUAAUGUUUUUAACAUAUAAGGGUGUACAAACUAAAUAAGGACUAUUUAUUGAUAACUUUUUUUUGCUACUCUUUUAAAAUAGCUCUGAAAAUUAAUUAGGCAGUCUUAAAAAGAAUGUUGCAAUGUUGUCGAAAUGCCAAAUAAUGGAACGUUUUAUGGUUUUGUACAUAUUAUGCUUACCUCAGGUUCUUUUGGUGUGUGCUUUGACCUGAUUUUUCUGUAUAAUGGCUAAAUAACUCGGUAAUGAAUACCUAUUUUCUUGAGUUUCAUAACUGGAAUUUACAUUUACCUAUCUAUCAUUUGCAAAUAUGUUUAUUUUUUGUCUCUUUUGGAAGGGGAGGGUGGGGUAGAUUUAUCGUGGCUUGCUGGAAUUGAGUGUUAAUUUUUCUCUUUUUAAGUAUUGCGAACAAAGUAAAAAUAGAGAACCUAUAUUGUGUAAAAAAAAAGAAUACAAUAAACUUAAAGUGUCUGCCUAUGCAUGUUUUAUAAAAAUCAAAGAAAGGAAAUAGAAAAUCUGAAUACCUUUGGCUGUGGAGGCCUGUUUUGAAAUAUAUUGCGCUUUAGUGAACAUAUACUGGAUAUACCUGCAUACUUUCAAUUAACACCAUGAUGCUCUAUGCCUUCAACUUCUUUUGUAAUUGAAGCAUUUAAUGAUGGAUGAGAAAUCAUAUUUUUAACCUGCGCUUGUAAGUGCACACAGUCCAAUUAAGCAUGUUUGACAAUUCUUGUGAGAUGUGUGGUUACAUGUGUAACUCAAAAUUGCAUGAUUAGCUGUUUGUGUCUAUAACAGGUAAAAAUCGGUUUUGUUCUGUUUUGUAAAUGUGCCACAGAAAAGUGUAAUUUGAUUAUUAUUACUAUUAUUAUUUGGAACUCUGCUUUGUAUAUCAGUUACAGGUUUGAUACUGCUCAAUACUUUAAGAUGAAACAAAAAAUAUACUUCGAUCUUUUUUAAGAACUGCUUAAGUGCCCAAGUAAUUCACUACACGACAUGAAGCCUUGCUUUUGUAAUUUAACUUCAAAACUGUUGGCAGAUGAGGCAUGCACUUGCAACUAUGAAAAGUAUUUUAUAUAACUGUUCAAUAAAAAUGUGCAUGAAUUUCAACUUGAAAUGCUUCUCCUGUAUGUGUGUGCGUGUGUGACUCAGGCUGUCCCAAAGUCCUCCGCCAAUGAAUAUGCAACCAUGUAAAAUAAAAUCUAAUACACAAUACA